Messenger RNA from Pelobates cultripes (western spadefoot toad), 52675 nucleotides. Lineage: Eukaryota; Metazoa; Chordata; Amphibia; Anura; Pelobatidae. The record is from the annotation of a GenBank genome assembly.
CAGGAUAGUUCAGGGUGGGGGAAGUAUCAGCUGAUCAGAGCUGCCAGGCUAAGGUGCAGGGCUGAAAUUUACACUGGAUGUGGGCUGCUCUUUCAGGUAUUCUCAGGGUUCCAAACAGACAGCCAGGAUUCUGAGGACACCCAGAAGUCCCUUUAAUCCCCACAGGUAAGACAACUUUAUGUACUAUCAGCAAGAUACAUAAUAAUCCUUACAUCAGGGAGGGAGGCAGGCCAGUCCUCAAUAGCUGCUGUGGGUAGAUUUGCCUAUUUGUUGUUUUUUUGUAUAUUUUUCUUUUUACUGUCAUAAUAAUCUAAUUUCAUUAGGCUGCUAUAUGAGACAAUAUAGUUAUUACUGUACAACUUCCAGUUGCCAUGUUGUUAAAACACAUAGUGACAGUCUUUAGCAGACACUGAUAACACUGUGAUCCUUGAAUUGCUUUGUAGUUUCUAGAAACAGAUGGUUAAAGUCACAGUGUCUAAUAGUUGUAAUAGACUCAUGCUCGUUUUCUAUCUUUGGGAGUUUGUUAUUAAUAAUCACCAUUUUGCCUGAAAGCUUUCAUCUCUGUAACAUAUUUUUUUUAUUUUUUUUUAUGCUAUUUUUCACUUCAAUAUUUUUUUUUUAAUGCCUGCUGUAACACACAUAUUAAACAUAUGGAGGAAUGACAGAUCACAAAUAACUUUGUUUUAACAAAAAAAAACUGGGUCUCUGCUGCGGAUUGUUGGGAAUAUUGAACAUUGUAGUUUAAAGAAAGAAGGUUAGGGAAUGUCUUUUUAAAUAAAUUGUGUAAAGGGGAUAUAAAAAAAAAAGCUAUGUUCUAUAUGUUUAUUGUUUUAAACAAAAACUUUUGCAAUAGAUUAAUCCUAUACUGUUAACCUGCAUUUAGAACAUGGCAUUUAUGGUACAGGUGGCCAAGAUCUAGACCCCAGCUGUUGAAUUCCCUUGAUGCUUUGCCAGCAUAAAAGCCUGGUUUAGAUACUAUGUGGGUUUAUUCACUAAACACAGAUGAGAUUAAGGUUUUUUUUUUUGUUUGUUUGUUUGUUUGUUUGUUUGUUUUUUUUUACUACAGAUCUGUGUUUUAGUAAAUAAACCCCUAAAUGACGCUCUGGUUCCACUGGCAAUCAUCACUAGACUACAAAAAUCCUAGUGACUAUAAAAUUGUUCAGGGAGAUCUAAAAUAAUAGAACAAAUGUGACUAUCCCCUUACUAGUUUAAAUAAAACUCAUUGUGUUCUACCUUCUUAUAGGGGGUACCAGUUGUGGUAUUUGUAGAUGUUCAUGUGACUUUAAUUAUUUUUCCUUUUGUGUCAGGAAAUCCAUAGAAUACAGUAUUCUGUUUUACUUAAUGUACCAUGCCAUGGUAACUGCACAGAUUUUCAGAUUUACAAGGUGGAUACAUUUGAUAUGGCAUAACACAACUAUAGUACCUGUUAAAUACUCAAGGCUUGUGUUAUUUGUAGAGUUAACCUUUCAUACAUCCAGUGUAGAUAAACUGAGAAUUAUUACACUGGGUAAUUCUGGCAGUUGUGUAUUUCACAUCAGGUGUGUAUAUAUAUAUAUUUUUAAAUAGUAUUUUAUUAGAAAAGUAUCAAAUACAAUUAUAGUACAUGCUUCAAUUGUUAUACUGACAUAUAACAUACUAACAAACAGACAGACAUCAUACAUACAACCUACUCAAGACAUGUCAUGGUUUAUAUUUCUCUAGACUUAUUUCCUAUGCGUUUCUUGGUUAUUUUCCUGCGUGUUUUUACUCCUUAUUUAGAAUAUUUGCUGUCUGAGUUUAAAUCUAUCUAUAUAUUCUAACCCGAUUGUGUACAUCUUGUUGUUCUGUCUGGCUUUUGCACUUAGCCAUUCAUAUCUUUUUUCCAUCUUCAUUUGAUAUUCGACUUGUAUGAAUUCUUGUAUACUAGGUACAAUUUGUUGUUUCCAUUUUCUGGCUAUAACCGCCUACAUCAUCAGGUAUAUUAUAAGGCAAGUUCACAAUGGGUUGUUUGGUGUUGUGUUGUUGUUGUUUGUUUGUUUUGUUUAGUUUUUUUUGCAUUUGUGUUUUAUAGAAAAUUCAGAUGUUCACCCAUUAUGCAUUAGCUGAUAAAACCCCCCUUAAAUGCCAUCAGUAACAGGGUAUCAGGUGUCUUCAAAAUGUAAUUUAAAUGUUUUGAAAGUGAGUCCUGAAAAUUCAAAAGGAGAAACUGCAUCCCUUGCAUCUAACCUAAAUAAAAAGAAAAACAGAACUCUCUCGAUUUUCUACACAUGGAAUGCAAGCUUAGUACUUUCUGUCCCCAGCUGACUCACAGUAGUCACACUGACUGAGAAACAUACAUAAUAACCAAUGAAUUAACUUUAAUGAAUUACUUAAUCAUCUUCUAUUUCUCACCCUGACCACCGGCUCUUUUAAUUGAAUAAAAGGAGAGUUAGCCAUGUUUAUGGGCAAUCAUUGUUCUGAUUGAUCUACUGUCAGUAAACAUUGUCUCAUGUGCUUCUUAACUGGAUAUUCUGCUUGUCUGUGAGAGCAUGGAGUGCAUUACAGGAUAAUACACCCAUCACAAAUUGACCAGCAUAAUUGUGGGACCCAUACAGCUUGCUGGGGACCAGUGCAGUCACAUCCCAUAUAUAAUAAUCUCCCUGUGCAGUGGGUGAUUAAAUGCUUCUUGUACCUCUGUCCUGUGGAAAACUAUCUGUAGCAGUGAUGGCUUGUUUAGGCCACUGAGUUACCUCUUUUUUGCUGGUCUGUUGAUACGCUCUAAGACUUUGGUCCAUAGAUGACCUUUCUUGGCAACGUACACCUGUAUAGAGGCAUUCUGUUGGUUUCCAUGAGAAUUUCUCCUAUUUUUUACACACACUUUUGCCUUUUUGUGAAGACUGUUCAGCUGGCACUGUUAACUAAUUUUCAGCAUACCUGUAUCAUAUGUGAUGUGGAGAUUAUAUGGAGAGAUCAUGCUAGGAGCAAGAUGGGUAAACUCUCUGUUCAGAAUGAGCCAAGGAUAAAUCUGACUGUCAUUCUGGGAUCAAGGGAAUUUUUUUUUUUUCUAGUUUGUUGCAAAAUUGGAAGUGGUUUUUUUUGCCUUCUUUUGGAUCAACAACAAAAAAUAAAUGUGAAGACUGCUGAACUAGAUGGAUACGUCUCUUUUUCUGUCAUAUGGUGGCAGUACAUGUGGGUUUUGCUCCUUUCCUGUGGACAAGCAUCUAACAAGAUUAAUUAAGUUAACAAACCCCUCCCCCUUGCCCUAUAUAAGGGCUAUCCUGCAAAACCUACCCCAGUUUUCUUUCUUGUCCCGAGAGGGAAGGACACAGCAUCUAGAUGGUGAGACACACAGGCUGCUGGUCUGGGGGAUCCGGGCCGAGAGCUGCCUGGGUGGUAGGCUGAGAGACCAUGGUUCCGACCAGUAGUUUACGGAGCAAGUGGAGAUGUGAUUCCUUUUAUGCCGAGAAGGGUUCGGGCAAUACUUCCUGGAGGCGGAGUUGAUCCGGCGCACAGCGGUGGAACGCACGCCCCGGUGGUGCUGCGUUCCACCAGAAGCUUAGGUGGCAGAAAUCUAAGCUGUGCAGGUACCCACUGACAGCAGGGAUGCUUGUCAGAAGAGGUACUCCGUGUCACCAACCCCCACACGGCUCAGAGGUAUUUUAAGGUAAGAUUAACUAAUCUUUACUUUAAAAUUAUCUCUGUAAAGUUUAUACACGUACGUUACAAGGGAAAAAGACUACAAGAAGUUUAUAACCUUGCGGAGAGCGGUAAUAAAAGAGUUUCUGCAUUUUAACUCUAUGGACAUAGGGCUUAUAUCUCCUGCAAAGAGGCACAGUGUGUAUCCACUAUAUGCUCUAUGUAUUAGUUACUGCGAGCAGUGAGGACUCAGUGUGUAUGUAUAUGUGUGCGUGUGUGUAUGUGUGUGUAUGUGUAUGUGUGUAUAUAUAUAUAUAUAUAUAUAUAUAUAUAUAUAAUUUAUUAUUAUUGCCAUUUAUAUAGCGCCAACAGAUUCCGUAGCGCUUUACAAUAUUUUGAGAGGGGGGAUGUAACAAUAAAUAGGACAAUUACAAGAAAACUUACAGGAACAAUAGGUUGAAGAGGACCCUGCUCAAACGAGCUUACAGACUAUAGGAGGUGGGGUAUUAGAAACAUUAGGACAUGAAAUAUCAAGUAGGAGUGAAGCAGAGCUGGAGGAGAGAGCAGGAGACAGGUAUGUAAGGUAGAGAUUACUCUGGGAGGCUUUCCUGAAGAGAUGGGUUUUAAGGCCCUUCUUAAAUGAUUGAAGACUAGGGGAGAGUUUUUUUAUAUAUAUAUAUAUAUAUAUAUAUAUAUAUAUAAAUUAUUCUCUCUAUCUCCACAUAUGCUCUAUGUAUGAGUUACUGUGAGAUGACGAGUUGCUGUGAGUCGUAAAUGUAUCCGCUAUAUGCUCUAUGAUGAAUCGCUGUGAGGUCUCAGUUGCUCUAUAUGUAUCCACGAUAUGCUCUAUGUAUGAGUUACUGUGAGCAGUAUAUGUACCCACUAUAUGCUCUAUGAAAAGUUGCUGGGAGAAGUAUAUGUAUCCGCUAUAUGCUCUAUGAUGAAUUGCUGUGAGGUCUCAGAGUGUGUGUGUGUGUGUGUGUGUGUGUGUGUGUGUGUGUAUAUAUAUAUAUAUAUAUAUAUAUAUAUAUAUUUCCUUCCUCCUCUCCCCUCCCUCUACAGAUGAGGUAAUGUGAGAACUCAGCCAUCAGUAUGCGUAUACACUAGAGGCUCUAUGUAUGAGUUAUGAGGUCUCUGCCUCUCUAUAUGUAUCUACUAUAUGCUCUACGACGCAUUGAUGUAGGGAAUCAGCUUCAGUAUAUGCAUCCACUUUUAUGCGCUAGGUCAGGCAUAGGCAACCUUCGGCACUCCAGAUGUUUUGAACUACACCUCCCAUGAUGCUUUGCCAGCAUAAUGGGUGUAAGAGCAUUAUGGUGGAUGUAGUCCACAACAUCUGGAGUGCCGGAGGUUGCCUAUCCCUGCGCUAGGUAUAGUUACUAUAUAGACUCCGCCUCAGUCUAUAUACCCACUACAUGCUCUAUGUAUGAGUUUUUAAGAGAACAUAACCUCUGUAUAUGUAUCCACUAUAUACUCUUGGAUGAGUUUAUGUGAGAUCUCCGCUUCAGUAUAUGUUCCCACCAUAGGCGCUAUAUAUGAGUUACUAUGUGGACUCAGCCUCAGUAUAUGUACCCACUAUAGUCUCUAUGUAGGAGUUAUUAGAAGGACACUGCCUCUUACUAUGUAGCCACUUUUAUGCUAUAUGAUAUAUGCUCCAUAUAUGUGUGUUUCUAUGAGGGUUCAGUUUCAGUAUAUGAGUGUUUUUUUUUUUAAUAUAUAUUCUAUGUUGGAGUUAUGAGGACACAGCCUCAGUAUAAUGCUCUAUGUAAUAGUUACUAUAAGGACACAACCUCAGUAAUUCUAUCCUCUAUAUGCGCUAUGUUGAGUUUCUGUGGAGACAGAGCCUCAGUAUAGGUAUUCUCUAGAUGCUCUAGGGAUGUGUUCUAGGAGGUUACUUUUCCUGCCUAGGGUUUAUCAUUGAUUUUUCCAGCUCUUUGUGUCCCUCUUUUGAUCUUUUGGAAGAGGUGUCCCUUACAGGUUUCGUUCCUCUAGGUCACCUUCUUGGUGGUCGUCAGACCGGCUAAAAUAUUCAGUGAGCUUCAGGCAUUUUCUUCCCCAGAUGAUUUUUUUGCAGUAUUGCUAUGGACAGGGUGUUUCUUCACCUUACGAAACUUCCUUUUUUUUUUUUUCUUACAAGUCAACCGAUUGUGUCUGCUUUCCCUUGAGUGGUUGUCCCACCUCUCUUCGGGAGCUUAAAGAGUUUAUUUUUUUCUUGGAGCAUUGCAAGGGUUUUCUUCCUAGGACUGAGGAGCUCAGGUAUUCGGGCCUAUUUAACCUCCAGUGUAUAUUGCAGGGGUACGGAGCUUCCUGCAAAAAACUUUGGUUUAAAUUGACUCAGACGAGCAAUUAGAUUGGCAUAUUUUUCCGGUGGUCCUUAAGUGCCGAUAUAUCUCACAGCUCUUUUCACUCAGGGUAAUGGCUGCCCCUAGGGGGGCAGAGCUCUUGUUUCUCCAGUAGAUGUCUGUAAGGCAGCAUCUUGGGCUGCCUUUCCACAUCUUUGUUAUUCUCUACAGGCUUGAGAUAUUCUCAUCCUCGUAAACGGCCUUAGGGCAUAAAGUUUGCGAGCUGUGCUAGCAUUGGACCCACCCGGUUGGGGUAUCUUGCUAUAUCCCACAUGCCCUUAUAUGACAGAAAAAACAGAAAUUUUUACUUACUAUAAAUUUUUUUUUUUUUCUUAAUAUGGUGGCAGUACAACUUGUUAGAUGCUUGUCAACAGGAAAGGAGCAAAACCCUCAUGUACUGCCACCAUAUUAAGAAAAAAAAAGAAUUUACGGUAGGUAAAAAUUUCUGUUUUUCAGUCUAUGUAACUAUGAAACCAUUCAACAGAACAUUCAUGAGUGAUCAAAAAGCUCUGAACUUAAUUUAAUGUGGUUUCCAAUAUAUACAUAUUCUAACCACUUUAUUGGUACAGUAAGGAUACCUAAUGCAAAUGCUAUGCCUUCUAACUGCAUUCUGUUCUCGUACCUUUUUUAUUUGUCAGUAUCCUUACACAUGUGUCACUUAUAACGUCACAUGAGGAAGCUGUUCAGACUGCUGUAUUAUUUUUUUGUGCGGUGCAGCCUCUCCUGCUAGUUAAAGGGCAUGUGUUAGCCUAGUUUGUUGGUUUCACCUGUGCAUGCUAAAACACAUUUGCCUGCUGUAGAAAGUAAUCAUUUUGAUUUAUAUAUUUUUUUUCUUCGUUAUCAGUGGUAUCUCUAAAUGCUGGUAGCAGCAUUUUCUCUUUUUAAAAACUAUAGCUAAAAUAUAUUCAGUGGAUUUACCCCUAGAUAGAAAUUCAUCUUUUCACGUAAAAUUUUAAAAAAUCUGAAUUUUGAUCAAAUUUUGCAAUUGUCGUAUAUACUAAAAGCAAAUAUGGUUGAAGUGUGAUUUAUUGUAGCUGAGCACAUCUCAUUGGGUAUUAUUGUGUGUCUGCUUUUAUAUCCGUAAUUCUCACAAUUCUCAAACACUGCAUUUUAAAGGCAUUCACUCUGAACAAAUCUGAUAGAACGCAAAAUAAAUUCAACUACUUGUGGAUCGUGGACAUUUUGGUUGGCCUGAUAUUGGCAGGAAGACAAUUGACAAUUCUGCUUAGUUAUCAUUAGUAUCUGAGCGUUCAGUUGAAUAUUUUUAUCAUUCUGUUCUGGAUACCAGAUAUUAAUUUGCAUCUGAACAGGCAGAAUAUUUAAUCCAUAUUCUCUCUAAUUCAGUGACUAUACUGGAAAAUCCAGGUAUUUUAUAUUUUCAGAUAUAAUGCCCCGGAUAGUCUGUGAUUAUUUUGCUCUAUGUGACUCUAACUUUAGGGCAUAAUCUUGCAAGUGAGUAAUUCCAGCGAAGAACAAUUUGACUGCUUUUAACAAGAAACAUUGCAAAAAAAAAUAAAUUUAACUUUUGAUCUAGGAUUUGAAUAUUUAUUAAAAUCCCAAUUAUUAAAAAUAAAUUAAUAACUCUGUUAGUUAGGCGGUGGUAGACAACCUUUGCAACACAACUUCUUUAGAUCACAACUCACAUGACUUUAAUCUAGCCAAGAGCCCAUGCGUGCCAGAAGUUUCACAUCUUGGACUACAGGUUAAAUUAAUAUUGUUGCAAUCAGCAGUGCGUUCAAUGCAUAUUCAAUUCCCUAAUCAGCAUAUGGUUAUUUAGAAGCAAUUUUACAUGUAAGGGUUUUUAAUGGUGGUUUUAGCAUAAUUCAGCUCUUUGUACAUGUUGUUGUUCAGCAGCCUGGCUGGACUAACAAUCCAUUUAUCCAAGUUUUGAAUCACAACAGUGGGGCUAGCAGAGCUAGGCACAGCUUAGGAUUCCAAGCAUUCUUUAACAAGGUAUCUGUCCUGCUUCUAAGGCCGCACUGCCAACCUCCUACACAAUUCCCUCCGCCAUGUGUUUGCUUGUGUUUUCAUCCAAUAGCUGUUACUAUGUUAGAGGCUUUGCCAUCUCUUUAUGAUCAGGGAUGAAGAGCAUAAACGGCAACACGAUGGAGGUCCAUAUUGAUGCAAUGUAUGAAGGCAUUCCAUAAAGAGGUCAUAUGGUAGAGAUCUAGAUGUUGUGCCCGCAGGAGUAGACAGCUUUGUGCUAUCACAUCUAUAGGUCUUUGCCUUGUUGCUUACCAUAUGCUGCCAGCAAAUGUUUGAAAGAAAAAUAGAACAAAGAGAUAGUCCUUGAUCUGUUUUUUGUAACCUAAGAUUUUAAUUGAUGACAGAGACUUGGACAAUGUAAAGGACUACUGUGGGUUUUACAUUUAAUAAUUUGAAUCUUGGAGCAGAUAUUUAUUUAUAAACUAUUUUUACCAGUCUCAUUUUUCAAGUAUGUCCUGGGAUUUGAGGCGUUAUCAUUAUGGGGUUUCUUGUCAUUCUGUAAUGAUGCACUGGAUUCUCUAAAUCAAGUGUUUUGCAUUUAUAAUUUAAUGGCGUAUAGAGGCAUAAAUACUGCCUUCGGGGAUUUUUAUUGUCCAACAGGUUUCUGCUUUGUAGCUAAAACUUAGACUAAAUAUAUAUAGUUUAGUAUUACUGAUGCAAGUGUGUAGAGCACAUAAAUUGUGUAUUGUUUCUCCCCCUUCCACCCUCUCCCCUCCUCCUCCUAAAAUGUCAUGUAUCUCCAAAAGGUUUCAUAAAACUACCUUGCAUUGUAAGUGUAAAUUCCUCAAUGUAUAACUGUUGAAAAUGGGGGGUUUAAAAUAAACAGGGCUUACAAUUUCAAGUCCUAGUCUACUAGCCAGGCCUUAAAAUUUAGUUGCAAAUGCAAGCCUGGAGGAUACAUGGCAGGCUCACCGCGGAUAAAUUAUUACUCACUAAGGCCAAAUUUGUAGAUAUAUAAUUAAUAUUAACAAAGGGAAUACUGCAGCUAUUGUUGCAUAUUGGCUUGCUGUGUAACAUGGGAGAUGUAGUCUAUAACCAGUGCAGUGCUGAAAAUAUUGUCAUCACAAAGGGUUCAAAGGGGGGGGGAAGCAAAAUUGGGGAAACCAGCUCCUGCGCUUUUAUUUUGGAAUAAAUUCCAAAAUUUGUAACUCAUGGGAUAGGCCAAACAAGUCGGCAUGCUAAUAGGGAUUGUGUGAGACAAGUGUAUUUAAUUUAUGCAUUAACAUAUAUAACGUGUGUACGCUUGUGGCUUAUAUUGGCAGUAAAGUGGCUAAUAAUGUUACUCUCCUCUGUGCUCUCAUCCGUUUUUUCUUUUCCUCGUCAAACCUGCAGAUCAAAGCAAUGACUCUCUUUAUAGAGAUGGUCUUUCAUCAUGAUCCGGUCUGAUGCGUUGAACUAAAGUUUCUAAGUACAGGUGCACCUCAGGCAUCUAAAAAGAAUAUAUCUACUAGGCAGGAGAAACUACCCAGCCAGAAAAUACAACUACUCGGUCAUCCAUUUUUAUUUCUUUUUACAGACAAUUGUUUGUGUGUGUGAGAGAGAAAACUACUUGUUUUUAUGUUUUGUUUCUAGCAUUUGCAACAUUUAUUCCCCACAAUGCUUUUUCUCCUAUUCCUUUGUGUGUGUGUUAUGCAUGUAUAUCUCUAUCUCUCAUACACGAAGUGACAAAAAUACAGGACUAAGAGCAUUGAGGAUCUUUUACAGAAAUCUAUUUGUUUAUUUACAAAAGUGCAUAAAGGGAAUACAACCGUAAUUCACAAGCAAUAAGAUUGAAGUCCAGCCUGUUUUCUUGAGAUAACAGAACACUUUGUUGUACGGUUCAAAACUGCAGAUUUAUGACGUGUGUGUGUGUGUGUGUGUACACCUACUUACUACGAAGGGCAAAGUACUUUUGCUUUUGUAUGUUGAAAUAAUGUGAGGUUGCUGUUGGUGAUGGCUUGUUGUUUAAGUCGUCCAUGGUUUGUUUAGAGAUUUACUACAGUUUAUUUAGGGACCAGUAGCCAGCCAGGAUUUUGCUCCUUUUUCCAGAUGGGGUUUAAUUAGAAAUCUCUGUGAAUUAUGGACUGUUGAGAACAGAUGCAUGGCAUUGUCCUCGUGAACAGUAAACUAUUUGCCAGCUCUUUAAACCUUGAGAUUAUGGGCCACUUUGGCUGAAUUGUAACUCACAUCAUGGAGACUAGAAAGGGCUUAAGGUUCUGUGAGAGUGGUCCUGUAUUGUAGAGGAGCAGCUUUGUAAGCACUGCAGGGUCUAAUGGAUAAUUCAAACGUUAUUUUCAAUCUAAUAAUGGCUUCUGGUAUCCCAAAAAAACAGAAAAACGAACCUUGGUAAGUAGCAAAUGUAAACUUAAAAUCUAUAUAUCCAUAGGCGUGCGCAGCCUAUUGCAUAAGGGUAUGCACCCUAAAGCACAAACACUCUUGCUGUGUGUGUGUGUGUGUGUAUAGAUAUCUAACACACACACACCUGUGUAUGAGGGUGCUGGUAGUGUGAGUGCAGGGCCGGACUGGCCCACCGGGAAAGUUCUGCGGCACCUGGGGCUGGGUUGACUGCCCCAUUCAGAACUGAUCAGGCUCCUGUAAUCCCGGCCUGCUAUGUGUGAGCUGUGCGGCUGCACAGGGCCCCAUGGGAGCAGGGGGAGCCAGGCAGCCGACACAGCUCACACAUGGCCAGCCUGCGAUCAUAAAAAAAAAAAAAAAUUUGCAUCGGGGGUGGAGCCUAGCGUGCGGUGGGGCUUAGCGUGUGGUGGGGGCCCUGGUAACUGCUGUUUGUGACUGUGUGUGUGACUGUCUGCCUGUCUCUGUGUGUGUGUGCAUCUGCUAGUGAGCGAGCGAGUUUCUGUGUGUGUGCACGCAUCUGCUAGUGAGGGAGCCUCUGUGUGUGCGCGCCUGCUAGUGAAUUUGUGUGUGUGUGUGUGUGUCUGCUAGUGAGUGAGCUUGUAUGUGUCAGUGAGCUUGUCUGUAGGGAUCAUGUAUGUGUCAGUGAGCUUGUUUGUAGUGAAUCUCUGUGUUAGUGAGCUCUUCUGUAGGGAGCGUGUGUGUCAAUGGGCUUGUCUGUAGGGAGAGUGUGUGCGCAUCAGUGAGCUUGUCUGUAGUAAGCUUGUGUGUGUGUGUGUGUAUCAGUUUGUCUGUACUAAAUUUGUGUGUGCCAGUAACCUUGUCUGUGUGUGUCAUUGAGAUUGUCUGUCAAUUAGCCUAUUUGUGUGCAUAAGUAAGAUUGUUUGUGUGUAAGUAUGCUUUACUGUAUAAUUUAAUUACCCUGAAAAGACUAAUAUUUUGAAUUAAAAGAAAAAAAAAAAAUUAAAAAAAAAUAAUAUAUAUAUAUAUAUAUAUCUAUCUAUCUAUCUAUCUAUCUAUCUAUCUAAAUUAAAGGGUUUGAGGGAUCCCCUUUAAAAGGUUGCUGCCUAUAAGUUAUCUAGCGCUGUCUUUCUCUUUUUCCUUGAGAUAUAUAUAGAGAUAUAUAUAUAUAUAUAUAUAUAUAUAUAUAUAUAUAUAUAUAUAUAUAUAUAUAUAUAUAUAUAUAUAUAUAUAUAUAUAUAUAUAUAUAUAUAUAUAUAUAUAAAUAUUACUCCCAACCUAGCACAAUGACUUAUGGGGCUGGCAUAGAUUUUUUUUUUUAUCCCCAGUCCAGCCCUGUGUGUGUGAAUUUGUUUGGAGGGAUUGUGUGUGUGUGUGUGUGGGGGUAGGGGGACAGAUUAGGAAAUAGCCCCCCUCCCUUCAUUCCUUUUGCCUUGGAGUAGGGAUCCUUUCUGCCAUCCCUGAUCCCUGGUGGUCCUAGUGUGAGUGAACUCUAGCCUGCAGCAAUGCUCCAACCUUGCGAGAGGAACCCCGUGGAGCUGCUGGCAAGAGCUCCCCGGGUCCUCUCCUGCCUCACUCCCUGCCUGUGGACCGGUGAGGGAGAUCUUUGAUCCCUCACCGGCCCAUGGAGGCACACAGCGCGGGCCGCAGGGAUUAGGGUGUGCCUAGGCACACCCCCCGUGCGCACACCUAUGUAUAUAUCAUAAACCAUAUAAGUCUUAAAGGACCACUAAAGUUACCCAGCUCACUUAAUCUCAAAGUAGUGAUCUAUGUGCAAUAGUCCUGUCCUUUUUAAUUUGUCAUUCUUAAAACCUAUGGCCAUCUCACUUUUUCAAAAAUUUAAUAGGGAGAUCCUAAAAAUUCUAUAAUCCACAAUGACAAAGUGAUAUUCUCAAAGUAAGUUAAAAAGAACAAGUAUCCCAUACCAUUAGACGAGAAUAAAUGAUUGCUACAAAGUAGUUUCUUUUUUUUUUUUUUUUUUAAUAAAAAUACGGCUACAAAAGUUAAUAAAAUAAAUAAUAUAAAUGAAGAAUAGGGCUGUAAAAAAACAAACAAACAAAAACACAGGGUUUACAUGGUUUAAAAAGGUCGUACCCCUCUAAGUGUUUUGUACUUUACAAAAACAACUUUGUUUGAGCAGGAUCUUUUUUGCCACACGAUAUAUUUAAAUUUUAAUUACUUGUGUGUUUUGGUGUAACAUCUCCACAGCUCUGUGUAUAUGUCAGUACUUAAUAAAUAUAGCUGUGACUUCUCCAAGGCCAAUUUCUGUGAAAUUCAUUUUACCCGUGUAAAUCACUCUUAAACUGUUGUAUUUCUGAGUGUGUUUAUGUGUUUGUUCCUCAGCGCAUUAAUGAUUAACAGACUUUCAGAAUGUGGUUUCACUCACUGUGUGUGUGUGUGUAUGUUGAGGAGGGGUUUGGGCUCACUUCCAUUGGCCUCAAAACUCUGUCCCUUAUCAGUAUGGUCACAGUGUAGAAGAGUCCAUUCUUUAAAGGUGAGAUCAGAAAUUGAGCCUUCGGACCUGUGGUUGCAUUUAAAGCAAAAUCAACAUUUUAAUGGCCAUCAAUUAUCAGUUUAACUACACAUGAUUAAAAGUGUGUUUGUGUAUAAAUUAUUUGUAUAGUGCCAGCAAAUUCCAUAGCGCUGUACAGUGUGUGUCUGUGUGUGUCUGUGUGUGUGUAUGUAUGUAGCCCUCACAGGACUUGAAACUUUAUUUUUAAUGGUGAUUUUAAUCCAAAAGGUAAAGAGCAAGACAUUUUGAUUAAGAAUGGUGUUGCGUGUUUUUCAGUUUACAUACACAUGGAAUAAGUUUUUUUUAUUUUUUUUGUUUUUCUUUUUUUUUUAAUGAAAAUCACAUAUGUACCUCUCCAGGCUUUGUUGCAUUCUUUAAGGUACACUGUGGAGUGUUCACUUAAGGACAAGUGAUGCUCUAGUAUGCAAAGGGUUACAUUCGAACUGGACCUGCGGAAGACUGUAUUAUAAAGCACUCUAAGGCAUGUGUAGGACUAUAUGAAAUGGCUGAAACAAUACUACUUUGUAGCUUGCUUUUAUGUGAGUGUAAUGUGUGUCCUGUAUGUGAUAAAAUCUAAAGCAGGUAAUCAGAUAACAAGCUUCCCUUACUGGGUGUUUUGUCUUCUGUGUCAGUUAACCCUGUCAUAUUCCUGUACGUCAAGCUUGUACAUCCCUUUUUUAUGGCACAAUUAAAAAAAGAAAACAAAAUUAAACUGAUGUACAUCUAUCUACCUUGACAAUGAUGGGAAGGUCAGAUUUAUUGGCAAUGUAUGAUAUAAUAUACCACACACCCUGUCCAUACAAAACCAGCUUAGCACAUGGAUUCUAUCAAAAUGUUCUGUAGCUCUUACCUAAUGUACAUAUGCAUAAGGUUCUCAGCAAAGAUUAUAGGGUGUAUUCCCUGUGAUCAACCCAGAAUAUAUUCCUGGAUUCCAUGCGAACACCCAGACAUUCAUCUGAGCAAGUAACAUGAAUAGAGAGAGAUAUAUAAUUAUUAUUUAUUUUUUUCCCUCUUCCGUAUUAAAGGAAGCACUAAUUUAUAUGUGCAAGCCAAAAUAAACCUUUAUAUCUACCAGGGCUGAUAUUUUCCAAUACCAAUGUCAAAUGAAAAUUUAGCCAUGGGGAGUAUGCCAUGAACUAGCGAGUAAAUUAUUAAGGUCUGGCUAACAGAUGUGAAAUUGUGAGUUCUGUAUAUAUUAUAAAUAUACAUAUUUGCUUUUUGGGAUCUCAAAUGAAGACGUUACAACUGUUGCUGAAAUGCACACUGUGUGUCUGGCAGCUGAGUUGUGUGUGUGUGUGUGUGUGUGUAUGUGUAGGAGGUAGAAAGCUGUAUAGUAGGGGAGAAGGGGUGUGUCUUAAAAUAAAUAAAUAUAAUAAUAAUAAUAAUAAUAAUAAUAAUCUGAAUGUGCUGCCGGAGUGUGGAGGAGCAUUGUGGCCUUCACAAAUUUAAGGUGCAGAUCUUUUUAUGUUCCCUCACUUUCUGGCAAUCCGUUAAUGACUAAACGUUGUGUGUGUCAGUGACAAGCUCUUGGAAAUGUGAGUAGUUCUUAAAGUGAUCUGCACCGAACUGAGGUGCAGUCACAAAGCUCCCUCGGGCAGAUAAGUGGGCACAGAGCUAAGCAGAGAGAUUUCUGAUUAUCCUACUGGCUCAAGUAGGGCCCACUCACAGCCAGAGCCCAAGCCCUAGGAAGCAGCCUAUGCCACCUGAUGGGUGUUCUUGCUCUGCCUGGCAGUGACAAAAACCUCUUGCUUAUUCUAGAGCUAGACUUUUAUGGGUAAGAAGGAGGCUCUUGACUCUUUGUCAUUUCCUCUGUGCUUCAUGGGUUUAAGAAGUGGCAGUAAAUGAGAAGGAGGUAACUAUAUGGAAGAAUGAGAGCAGGAAAUGGCUUGGUAGGUUAGCAACUAGAUGGCGGGUGGAGACUGGUAAAGACUGAAUUGGAAGUGAGCAGAGACGAAAUGGUUACGGCUGGUUUAAGAGAGUGAGCAUAAUACAAAUAGCUGAUGUGGGUGGUAAUAUGGCAGUAGAGAUGAUUCAAAUGGUAAUAAUGUUUGGUGUAUUUGUAUAUCUCCACAUUAGUGUCAAAUUCUCAGCUCAAUGAAAAAAAAAAUCUGUAUAUCUCCAAUUAGACAUCUAAUGGAGACAGACUGAUCUAGAAUAUAUAAAUAAAUAGUUUUAUUUAAAGAGUUUGUUAAAAUGGCAACAAAAAUAGAUUGGUGAAAAUUUUGGACUAGAAUUUGUCAAAUGUUUUUUAUAUUUGAUAAUAUCUACUCAAAUGUUUUAUGUAUGUGUCAUCAUGCACUUUUUAUUUUUAGCAAAAUGCUCCUGGUCACAUGGAUGAAACUCAAAUAGUGACUUUUCCAAAUGUAAUGCUAAUAAACUAUUGAGAAAUCCAGGAUCAAACUCUGUUACUGUGGUAUUGCGCUCUGUAUCCCCUUACAAAAUCUUACUGGUAGCAGAUUUCGGAGGAUCAUACACAAGAGAUGCUACAUGUUUUUUUUAUGUCUUUAAUAUGGUUUUGUAAUACAAUAGGGCUAUUCAUCCCGAGCUGAAUUAAUAGUUUUCUUUACAAGGCCCAGCUAAGACAUUGUCCUCCUCUACAAAAGACCCUUUUAGUGUCAGGUACAAGAUAAGGGGGUAGUUGGGCCUGGCAGGCAAGGGGAGAUAGAUAUUUGGAAAGAGGGGGAUGGUGACUAAGAUACGUGGUAAAAAAAAACAACAAACUGUGUGGCCUGGAAAACCGAGCCAAAAAUUAAUUAGUUGAUGAAUAUUUUCAACAGUUUGGAAAGAAUAUAUAUUAGGUGUAAUAAGUGUAUUAUCCAGGAAACACGUGGUUCUCUAAGUUGUAAUUAACUUUAUUUUGUUAAAUUUUAAAAAAAUAUUUUUAUAAUUUUUUGUUUUGUUUUUGUUUUGUUUUCGUUGUUGUUGUAUUGGAGUAAUCUUACAAUCAAACCAUAAGUGUUUUAGUUAAUUUGCACAAUUACUUUUUCAUUCUUAAAAUUCUCAUUUUAAAUAAUCAAAUGCCUGAUUUAAACCCAUAAGACAAUAUUGUGUUCUAGGACAUGAAACCUGAUUUCUCAUUUAAAAUGUUCAGGAUUACAUCAGGUUUGUUCUGUGGGUGGGUGGAGGGGGUCGCCUCUUUAAUCCAAUAAACACGUCAACAUCAUUACCCAUGCUUGUAAUCUCAUUGCUAAUUGCUCCCACAAUUGGCCGUGCGUUAUGAAUCCUUGUGAAGUAUCUCAUUCAUUGGCAUAACAAUAAGAUUUGCAGCCAAGGGAAGCCUCAUGGGUUUUGUUGGAAAAUCCAGCUGGUUUCAGGAUAUUUUAUUUUACAGUUUUGUAUAUACUUGUAUUUGGAUCUAUAAGAAAAUGCAGCUUUAAAACUUUCUAUCAACUAUGAAUAAAGAUCAGAUCUUUCUCACUGGCAUACAUUAUAUUUUAAUAGGACUUCACUAAAUUAUGACUAAAGGUAAUAACAUGGUUGUAGUUUUCGUUUAUGUAAGUCAAAUUAUACUGAGAAUUUGUUAUUCCAUAUUAUAUAAUCUAAUACUAGGGUUGGGAUUUGUUAUGCGAAUGCAUAAAACCAAAAUCAUGCUGAUGGUACUCGGUUUCAGUUUGUAUAAAUGUUAAUUGUUCUGUUUUGUGUAUCCAUUGUUUGUAAAAGUUUUGGUUUCAGUGGAUCUGAAAUAUGCUAAGUGUAAAGUUAUGACCAUUAUCAGUUUGCAUAUUGUCCUGCUCCUAACACUUCUCAAAGUUUCAACUUUUUGGAGAAAGUUUAUGUCAAUGACUUCACAGCAGAGUUUUUAUAGAGUAGAUUCUGUUUUUUCUGGUAAACUGAAAACCAAUUUUCUCAUAAUGUCAAGAUAAAGUGGCAUUCCGUUGCCAGUGUUAAAGGAACAAUCCAAGCGCAAUAAACACUACAGCACAUUCUAGUGGUUAUUGUGCCAAGCGUGUCCUUAAUAACCAAGAAGUUAAGGCAAACAAAAAGAUUUGCCUUAAUUAAAUGACACCCACCUACUUGAAGGCAAACCAUAUGUAAACGUCUUCUUAUCUGGACUCCACCAGCUUUCAUUCCCUGCCUUCACAACUUCCCACAGAAAGCCGAUGGCCUUAUUUUUCGCUCUUAGCCAAUGAUUUAUAGCUCUGCUCUGCAAGGCUUGGAUCUCGAGCAAAAAGAAGUGGUGGAGGUUGGAGCACUGCUUGUUGCACUCUGGGUAAGAAGUCAAAAAGGUUUGACUACUUACAAUUGAGGGCGUCAUGGAACUCCUGGCACCAUAACAACUACAGCACACUGUAUUAGAGUUUUUACCUCUUAUUGUAGAAUCUACCUUCUAAUUGUUGAACAAGAUCUUGGCUAUUUAUAUGACUUGCAUCCCGAGCAAGGCUGUCUGCACGUAAUCAAGAAGGAUUCUAAAAUCGAAAAUUCUUAAUUGCCUGCAGACAUUGAAUGUUCACAAAUUUGUAUUUAUUUCUUUUCUUCUUUCAUGCAUAAUCCAGAUACCAAAGGACUAGUAAUCAGGGAGCUAUCUCUCAACAUUCCCCGCUACUGCUAAAAUACAGGUUCCACCCCAUGGCAGCCUUAUAAUAGCCUCAUUGUCUUCAGACAAGCACUGUGUAACUUUGCCUCUAGCCUCUGUGUGGUAACCAAUUUACCUUAACAUAUGUCAAAAAUUCACUACUUUGAAAUCCUUUUGAGAUUAAACUGAAAGAACCUGCACCUGCCUUCAAAUAUCUUAUUCUUUAUACUGUUUUUUUUUAUUUUUUUUUUUUAUUUUUUUUUACACUGCUCAAAUCAAAAUAUCGCCCUUAAACUGGCCAUAGAAACAACUACACACAUUCUUGAUUAUUCCAUAUUCUAACAUGUGCUCCAACUGUCCCGAUUUUUGGCAGAACAGUCCCAUUUUCCAGGUUUUAUCUAUAUUAAUUUUUAAAAAAAAUUUCCUUCCCCUUGUGUCCCAUUUUUGCAGACGCCAGGGAACCGUAUCCAAAAAGUGUAACAUGAGAGUGUCAUUAGGCAUACGAUGCGUGUGCUGCAAGUAGUUCACUAGGACCCUGCUGAUGGCACUGAUACAGUGUAACCUGCAAGUUUUGCCCUCAGUGGGCUGACCUGCUUGAUUCACAGGCGGCAGAGCCAAUGACCUGGUCACUUCACAGGCAUUCCCCCUUUACUUCACUCUGCCACCAAUGACCCACUUCUCAUGACACCAAUAUUUGUGUUAUGUUAUAAUAAAAAUGGUGAACUUUCUCCCAGAUUAAAGAAGUUUUAAAAUAAAAUAUGGCUUGAUUCAAAAAAUUAAAAUCUAGUAUCAAAAGCGACCUUGUUGUAAAAUAUUAGACUUGUGCAAAUACAAGUUGAGCUGGGCGUCCAAAUUUCUUUUAGUCCACACCUGAACUAAUCAAUCCUUCCGGUAUUUUAUCUGUGGAAUCUUGUUCAAUAACUCUGCAUGUAAAUCCUGGAUAGAUCGAUUUAGUUCGCGUGUGGAUUAAGAGGAAUUUGUUUUGGACGAACGGACUCAAACUAAUUGUUGCACAAGUCUAAUUAUUCUGUAAUUACUCCAUGUUUAUACAAGUUUACAAGCGGUUAUUUGCACUACAGCAUAUUAUUUAUUUCUAAUUUUAAGAAACUCCAAUAUUUUCUGCAUUGCUGGCACAAUUAUGUAAUGGGAUAUGACAAAGAUGGUAGGUAUGUGGUGAAGGCCGACUUGCACAAAUGCGAUUACAGUCUAGGACAAAAAGUACCAGACCACCCUCCUAUAAAUAAAUUGCAAAAAUAGCAUACCAUAAAAUAAAUACUAAAUAUGCUAGGAUUGUUUGUUUGUUUAUUUCCCCACCCAGAAUGUUGACACAGAUCCUCUAAACCCAACAUGACUUCAGGGCAUAAGGAGGGUGGAAGAACAGGUAAAUAUAACAAGUUGCCCAUGAAAGAUGAGAGGCUGUUUGUUUGAAAGCUACCAAAAGUCACCAGUCAAUCCUCUCAUGAUAGUGAAUGUCUCAAUGUACUACUGAUAGAGGUUUCGAGAUGUCAAUCUGUCCUUUUUAUGCUGGUAGAACAACUUUCUUCUUCUCUGUUCUUGGUUGAUUGAGCUUAGAGAUAAAUUGCUUGUUUGUGAAGGACAUGAUUAACUAUAGCAGGUUGACAAUGGAUACUACUGUAAUAUUACAUUUGAUUAGAAUGUUGAUGAGCCUCAAAGAAUACAGCUUGAUGCAUAUCUCUACUGGUUUUCCUUCAGUACAGACGCUAUGAUGACCUCUUUAUUGCUGUCCAAACACUAAAUUGCCCCUGAGCAAGCUCCUGCUCUGGAUAGUAGGGAAACCAGCCCAACUGAUCUGAGCAGACUGUCAGCAGCAGGUGUAUCUGAAAAUACCUGACCAACCUCCAGGCAGAGAUGUACAACCUGCACAGGCCAUUUGUAGCUAUAGUGUUAAUUUCACUGUAGGUCCUAUUGUGUUUCCAAACUCCCUUCUACAUUUAAAUAGCAGUGCAGUUUGUCACUUACAAAAUAAAAAAAUUGAUGAGGGGGAUCGGCAGUCCUAAUAUUUAAACUAGGUACAUGCUCACGGGGCCUCCUUGCAGUAACUGCCAACAGCUAACAAAUAAGCCACAAUUCUAAGUGAAGAUAUUUGUAGAAUUUUUCUAUUUUUUUUUUUACCAUAGUGGACCGGCUAUGUUUUGACCUUAGUUCAAGGCCUUUGUUGUGCCUUGUCCAUUGUAUUUCUGAGCAGUUUGUCAGGGUGACCCUGUAAAUAGAUGAAUAAACACAACUGAUACAUCUACUAACUAAUCUGAAAAUGUUAUUACGAAGGGAGCCAAAUACAGAAAUAUUCCCAGUAUGGCAGAAUAAAAGAAACAUUGUUCAUGUUGAGGUUUUUCAAUUUAAUCUCUAAUUUUUAUUGCAUGACUUUUCCCAGAAUUCUUUUAAGAGACAUAGGCUGUCGGAGAAUUCAAGGUAGGCAACCUUUGGCCCUGAUGCUUUGCCAGCAUUAUGUAAGAGCAUUACAGGAGAUUCAGGUGCCGUAGGGUUCCUACCCAGGUUUUUAAGGGACUCUUCGAAGAUGCUACUUGGUAAAAUAAAAUUACAAAAUUAAAGUGGGUACAGGUUCUGAAGCAGGUGGGGGAAGGAAUAACAAUUUGGCCCUGCAUUAAGGUGUGCUUAGGUACUCUACACCUCCUGUUCACUCUCUAUUAGUGAUAUUAUAAAAGUAUUUUUUUAAGAAACCAUCUGCUCUUUCGAACAAUGCAUUAUUUAUUUAGAUUACAUAUUUACCUACCAUCAAUUGCUGCUAAUCUGGUCAUGUUAUAUUAUAACACUGAAAUUUAUUUUUUUGUUUGUUUUCAUCAUUUGAAAAUAAAUGUGAAUGAUUUUUUUAAAAGGCUGCAAACUCUCUAACUCAGCAAAACACAUAUUUUAUACUAAACCUCUGUAAAUCACAGUAUUUCACAUCUUUCUUGGUUUUACCCUUUUUAAGAUGACAUGAUAGGCUUUGUUCUUAUUUUCUGUUGCAAAUUGGGUUAAUUUCAUGGUUGUAGGACAGGGAGUAUGAGUUGUUGUAGCGCUACCAAUGUGUAGCAGCUGAAAUGCAUUAUGAGACUUGAAGUCUAGUAACUGGAGGGAUACCUUUUUGAAGCACCCCUGAUCUUGGACAAAAUACAUGUAUAUCACUGACAGUAUGGACUGGGAGCUAACCAGUUAAUUCAAGAGACCAUUGUAAGAAAGCUGAAGCUUGUACAGUAAGUGGGAUGGGAGUGGUCUGAAAAUAAAGAAUGAAAGGCCAGGAAUGUUAAUAAUUUCCCUGAGGUUAUCUUUAGAUAGUUGGAGGGAAAGAAAAGACCAUUAUACUUUAACUCCUCACUGCUCGAAAAGGAUCUCCAAAUUCUGCAAUAAUGCACAGUUUGGCAGAAAAAAAUCUACACUAUGCUAACAUUUGAAAUCCUUGCGCCCAGGUGUAUUGAUCAAUGUCGGUAAUUUAAAAUGCCUUACCUGUAUGUAGGGUGUAUCCAUUAAACACCUGGUUGUAGUGAAUUGAAUUCAUACUUUCAAAAAUUUAACCAAAAUUAGCUGAUCGGUGGGGGGGGGGGGGAAUCCAUCUCUUGAAUUGUAAUUUCUUGGCUAUUGUACCCUAAAUGUUGCACUUUUAAGUUUGAAUGGCUGAAACUAGAUCGAGGAGAUGCCCAUUACUAGCUUAUAAAAUCAGGAUUUGUGAACACACACACACUAAUUUUAGAGUACCUGCUAGGUCUUUGGCUGGUUACGUGAUGUACAUAAUGUAUGAAAGCUUUUAUUUUUCCAAGUAUUAUAACCAGUAGAGCCUGCUGCAGUGGUUAUGGUGCCUCGAGUACCCUGACCCUAUUGCCUGAUAAUGGGGCAAACACUUUUUGAGACGGUUUGCCCUGUUACCUGGGCCCCGCCAUGCCCCCUCUGAGUGGGGUGAUGUGCUUCUGCAGAGCUGCUGGAGUCGGCUGCUGAUCAUGCUGGUCAUUCGCUGGCUGAGUGCAUCAGCUGAUCGCUCAUAGCCAAUGAAUGACCCUCUGUGCAUGGGAUCUGGAACUAGUAAUGCUGUUGGAGUUGGUUUAUAUUGUUGCCUGAAUUGUAUCUUUGUAUGUGCAGUGUUACAUUGUGAAACACUCACCGCACAUACAAACUCCUAGCACCAUGGCCACUUCAAAACACUGAGGUGGUUAUGAUACUUGGAGUAACCAUAUACAUAAUACAAAUGCACAGCUCAGGCACUAGUUUUGUUGCUGUUCCGCCACUUAUCUCAGACCGUGUUAUUCAGUAAAAUCCAAACUGCAGUGAACUGAAAUCUUAAUUUAAUAAUUUAAGUUUAAAUAGACAAUUCUCCAACUUGGUUCUAAACCGAGCUUGGAUGUUUGCUGUCCACCUUUUGUCAUUCAGAUGCAUUUCACUACAAUUCCGCGUUUGGUUAAUAAACUGAGAGAAAUGCUGUAUAUACUGUCUACCCUCCCCCCCCCCUCCCCCCUCCCCCUAAGAGUUUCCAAGACACACUGAACAGGAUACAAUGUAUGGAAAGGAUUAUUUUAGAAAUAUUGGGGGCACGUUGGGUUUUGCCAAUAUUUUGAGUCAUUGAAUGGUUAUUAAAAAUCUACACUUCCAGUUGAUCUGGAUUCUGUAAUAUGAGUCACAAGGGUAUAUAGUUUUAAACAUAUCAGGGAAUGCUGUGGGAAGAUUUUAAGUUGGAUAACGGUUGGCACAGGAUUUAGUCUGUGCCAGCAGUUAGACAUCCGUACAGGUUUACACAUGUGUAGAAAUGUUAUUACUCUGUGUAUGUGAUCUAACAUAAGAUUUUUCUUGUACUUCCAGUCCAAAUGUUAGUUGCUCAUCAAUUAACAAAGCCUAUAAAAAGUAGCAAAGUGAUGUACUGCCUACAGUGAACAUCAGAGAGCCACCAUAUUACCAAAAGGAUUACUUCCUUUCAAAUAAUACAGAUUAUUGAACUGUGCACAUAAACAAUAUACAGUUUUAAUUUGUAUAAGGCUACUUAAAAAAAUCCCCUAUCUUAGCACCCCAUAUUGUGUUAAGCCCACCCAGUGGCGUACACACAACCCAUGGGGCCCCAGUGCGAAAACGUAUCCGUGGGCCACCCCCCACGCUUACUCUGUGCGGGCCGGGGCCGCAACACAUGGCGGCGGGCACCUGGUCCCCUGCGACCGCGGUAUGUACGCCAGUGCAUGCAGAUACAGACACUUAAAGGACCACUACAAACACCUAGAUCACAUCAGCUCAAUGAAGUGGUCUGGGUGCCAGGUCCUUCUAGUUUUAACCCUGUAGCUGAAAACAUAGCAGUUUCAGAGAAACUGCUAUGUUUCACUGAGGCUUAAUCUAGCCUCUAGUGGCUGUAUCAUUGACAGCCGCUAGAGGAGCUUCCGUUAUUCUCACUGUGAGAAGACGCUGAACGUCCAUAGGAAAGCAUUGAGUAAUGCUUUCCUAUGGGCGGUUUGAAUUUGCGUGCUGCUCUUGCCGCGCAUGCGCAUUCGGAGCUGAGAGGAGGAUCAGGGCAGAGGGAUCCAGCGCUGGAGAAAGGUAAGUGCUGAAGACGCACACACGCAUACACACCAGCUAACAGACACACACACACUCUCAUGAACAGACGCAUACACACUAGCUAACAGACACACACUCAGUGACAGACACAUACAUACACACACUCACUAACAGACACCAAACAGACUCACUAACAGAUGCACACAAACUGACACAAAAACUAACACACACACACUCUAACAAGAACACACACACACACACACACACGUUUUUAAAAAAUUUAAUCCCCCAGCCUCCCUACCUUUUUGGGAGUGCUGAGGGGGGAUUCCCUGGGGUCCAGUGGUGUGCGAGGGAGCACUCUCCCCUGAGCGCUCUCUGUUCAGCUCCCUUGCGCGCCACGUACUGAUGCCGGAGCCGGAAGAUGACGUCAUCAGUGCGAUGCGCGAGGGAGUUGAAGAGGGAGCACUCAGGGGAGAGUGCUCCCUCGCGCGCCCGCCAGCCUGCCCGCCGGGUGACACCAGGAACAGCCUCAGGGGGGCCCUGAGGUGGCCGGCUCCUGGGCCCCCCCAGGAGAAGAGGCUGGCCACACUGGGUACAUGCCGGGCCCGGUCGCAGCCGCAACCCCGGUAUGUAUGCCACUGAGCCCACAACUACUUCCCAGUACCCCAUUAACGGUGGAUCCUACUCUAUAUGGUGUAACUGAAUCCCAAUAUUUGUUUGCUAUGAUAGGUGAUUUUAAAUAUCCUUGUAAAAUGUAAAACUUGUAUUAUGAUCCAUAUUUUGGUCUUUAUGGCAGAACCACUACUUAUUUCCAGUACAAGAAAAAAAGAUUUUUGGUACCUGUACUGCGAGUACAGGUACCAAGGUCCCUGCUCUAAGGAUCGAAAAGAAAUUCAAAGAACUAAAGCUCCAGAACUCAGUAAAAACACACAUUUCACCUAAACUCACCAAGUGCUGGAGCUUUAUUUCUAUGUAUUAUUUCCUGUUGCCAUACCUACAGCAGAAUCUGUAUUAGUUUCUCUCUCCAUUUCCACAUGACUUUAUUUACUUAAAGGACCACUAUAGUGCCAGGAAAACAUACUCGUUUUUCUGGCACUAUAGUGCCCUAAGGGUGCCCCCACUCUCAGGGCCCCACUACCGCUGGGCUCUAGGGGGUGGAAGGGGUUAAAUUUACCUCUUUCUCUUCUCUGAAAUCUGGCACACUAUUCUUCUCUGAAACUGCUAUGUUUAUAGAAGAAAGGGUUAAUCCUAGGUGGACCUGGCACCCAGACCACCUCAUUAAGCUGAAGUGGUCUGGGUGCCUAUAGUGGUCCUUUAAUACACAGCUGUACCCUCUGUUUGUGCUAUGACCUGUAAGCCACAGCAUCAUGGGAAAUGUAGUUCACAUUAUCUGGAAUGCCAUGCUUGAUCAAUGCAAUGUCAGGUAAGAUUGCAUUUUAUUAGUGACCGCAUAAUAUCCCCAAGGCCGUAGGCAGGUUGCGGUUUGGGCCCCUCCUUUGUUCUUCAUGGGGAUGGUGAAUUGGGCCAAGCAGGUUAUUGGUUCCAUUUCCUGCCCAACCCCUGGGCCCUAGUUGUUCUUCUAAGGUCACCUUAUGGUUAAUCCUGCUCUGAUGAGCGUACAUCCAUAGGACAAUGAGCCACGAGGGAAGGUUUAAUGAUGUCCUCUUCUGCUCUGAAUGGGUUGAGUAGUUGACAUCUUGAAUUACUCCACUAACUGGUGGUUAGAUAAUGAGCUGCAAAACAGGUGUCACAAUACUUGUCUGAAAGUGUAUCUGUCUUCUUUACUUUGGCUAGCUGUCGACACACCACUUCUUGUUUACUAAAUAAAACCCCCAAGAACAUUUUAAACUACACUCCUGAAACGCCUUGAGGAGAAAGACCUUGGACCCCAAGCAGUAAUUUUAAUGGAUUACUGGCACUGUACCGCAUUUUCCUGGAAAAGCUGAUUUUGUAAAACCGAAGAAUCCUAUUAAAGUUUUAUUGAGGGAACUGAUUUGUAGAGCAAUUGAUUUUUAUCAGAAGAAAAUCUUAUAAAUAACAGCUCUAGAAGAAUCUAGAAUAGAUCAUCCUGUACAGGACGAGUCGAGUACAGCUGAAACCCAUAGGGCAUUGUUUAUUUCUGUGGACCUGUAUACCUCAGUGUCUCUGUACACACAGAUGUGUGCUUCUGUAGAAACACUCUGUACACAGACCAGUCUGCUGCAGUACAUGCCUCUGCAGUCCAGAUUUUUGAAUCUAUUAAAUAGUGUGCCAGAUUUGCAUUGUACGAUCAAAUAUAUGAAAACAGACAGGCAUGGGUCACACAUUCAAAACCAAACUAAAAAAUAAACCCAGCUAUGUACCCCUGCCCAGUGGGCAUAACAUCACUGAUGGGAGAGGGACAGAAUUGAUGGCAGGGAAGGGAAUCCCUAGUGUGUGUGUGUGUGUGUGUGUGUGUGUGUGUAUAAUGUAUAUCUCCAUCUCACUCAUAACUAAAGUCUUACCAUUUAGACUGUAUCUCGUUCCCGUCUAAUAAUGGUUCUUCUUUACAAAAAAUUUUAUUUAUUUUUUUAAACUGAAUGGGUUAACUCCCUUUUAUUGAACAGGGAUUAAGAAGUAACCAGUUCUACAGUGAGCUCUGAAGCAAAGUUCCAAAAGUGUAUUUCAUAUUCCAGUCAUUUUGUGACAAGUGAUGUUAUGUGACUUUGGAUUUAUACCUUCCAUGUGACUUGUGUUCUGGAAGAACCAUAACCUACAAAUCCCCAGAGUGCACCUUUCCUUGUCUAAAAUAUAGUUUGGCUGGACAUUGUUCCGGGGUAAUCACAGGUAUACUAAGAGGUGUAUGUAUAUAUGAAUGUGCAUAAUCUAUGCUUUACUGUAGACCUUUAAUUGCACACAUCUCCCAUAACCAUUUGGUCACAAUAGGUGGACAUAAUCGAAAGCACUAUUUGUUGACCAAAAGCAUUGUUCCGGAAUACAAUAGUUAUUUUAACUAACACAACUUCCCACCAUACACUUAAAGCAAAACUGUCACCAUCUGAGGACUUUGUGACACUGCCACUGGGGUUCUGGUUUCGGGGGGUGGUGGAAAGGAGGGACUGACACUUCAUGAUGGGGGUAGCUCAUCAAAUAGUCCCUACUUUUGUCUUGUGUUUUUGGUUAGAAAUAGAAGGAAAAAAAAAGCGAAAGAGAUUGGGGGAAAAAGUUAAGUGUUGCUUUAACCUGACAUUAAACAAGCAAACACUCUACUAAUUAAUGGUCUCUGAUCAGUGUAGAAUGGGCAGCAGAUAAAAAUAAUUAAUUACUUGCUUUGUAAACACAUCCUCAAUUGUAUGUAACAAACACAAACUGUCCACUAGAAUAGAUGGAUCCCAGUACGUUUUUGUUUAUUUAGUGGAGUUCACUUAGACAGUUGGGGGGAGAUUGUGGGGUUUAUUAACAGAAAGGUGUAUCUUGGCCAACUUGCUAAGAUUGCAUGCAUUGUUUUAUCUUCUUACUCUUAAUGAAUGCAAACUUUUAGUUCAUCCUGUUUAUGUACACAUGCUGAGCGGAGUGUUCCAUGUAUAUAUUUGCUCUGCAAAUAGGCUAUUUCCUCAAAAAACAAAAUCUGAAUUGUGUCCCCUCCCCCUUCUCUCUUUUGUAAAGAAAGAUCACUGUGACCUUGUUUAUAGAAAAAUAUAUAUUCUAAUAUAAAUAAGACAGAGGGUUCACUCAUCCAAAUCACGCAUUGUUUUAAUGUGAUAUACAAAAAUGACACCUGUGCUAUAAUUUAACCGUGCUACAAUCGAUGUUUUGACCCCUUAAGGGAAUGCUAAAGAUCAGCAGAUAAAAUAAAAGUGUAUAAACAUAUACAAAAAUCUUAAAGAAACUCACCAAUACGGUACACUUCCGGGUUCGUGUCGGUCUGAUGACUGUCUUCACAGUAUCAGUGAGUUUCUUUACUAUUUUUAUAUAUAUUUAUGCACUUGUAUUUUAUCUAAAGAUCUUGAAAGACCCUUUAGGGGUCGAAACAUUGAUUGUAGCACAGAUGUAAAUUAUGUAUAUCACAUUAAACCAUUGCGUGAUUUGGGAGAUCUAUGAGUGCACCCUCUUCCUUAUUUAUCUAUCUAUCUACACACACACUGUAUAUUGCAGCAUUUUAUAUAAAUCUACUUAUUUAAAAAAAAAAAAAAAAAAAAAAACACCAAACAUUUUUAUAGCAAUGUGUUCGGCAGUUUUCGGAAGAGUGAGUCAUGCUCAAAACAUCCCAGGCUUCUGCCUACGGCCACUGCAAGAUGCAUAGAAUCAUGCUUGCUGUAUUGUGUAUAUUUUAAAAUGUAUAUAAUUUUUUAUUUUAUUUUUUUAAUGCAUUUUUAUACUGUCAUUUAAAGGGGACUAGUACCCUUUUUAUUUAAUACUCUUUUACUCCCCCCAAGAAAUUCCUUGUUGAAGCAUUUUGUGAGGUACAGAAAAAAAGUAGAAACCUCUUAACUCUGUAUCACUCUCGGGUGACCCUGCCACCAUAGUCUUUAGAUGUCCUAAUAUUUCCACGUGCAUAUAGAGGAUCAUGAAACCGUUGAAAUACACUUUGGAUUUCAGUGUUCCAGAGCAGCCUUGACUUUAAAGCUCAUUGCAAAACAAAAAGGUUAUUUUUGAAAAAAAUGAAAGCACAAUUAAGACCCAGUUUAUAUUUGCUAUUCCGAUAUAUCAUUUUUCCACUUUAUAUGUUUUGGAGCAAGGCAAUAAGAAGCCCCCUAACCAGGACACACUGACAUUUUUGAAUUUUACUCUAGAUGUCCGUACCAUUGCAAAACUACAUUUUCUAAACAUUAAAUUGUGUGCUUCUACCAUUGAAUAGUUUUAAUGUUCUUUUGAUUGAAAUAUAGAUGCAUGUUUAAUGGAACUUCAGUUUAGUAGGUAGGCAAAGAUGGGAGGGCAUUGUUUGCUAUACAAAAUGAUCUCUACAUACCGCAAACUUUUUUUUUUUCCUAUAUUGUGGAACAGAGAAACCAAAAAUAACAUCUUUAGCAUUAAGCUGGAUAACAAGUGAAUACCCUAACAAAGCAUCUUCUUAAAGUGAUACCUGGGAUACUCAGGCACCUUUUGUGAUGCAGAGAGCAGGCGAUGAUUCCUGUAGAGUGAGCGAAAGUAAUUUAAGCCUCUAUUGUUCUCAAAUGAACCCAUUGAAGUACAGUAUCUAUCUAACAUUCUGUAUAUCUGAGUGGCAAGCUCGUUCCUCGAGUCAUUUUCUAACUAGUAAUGCUCACUGCAGGUCACUCUUAACAGGUAAGCAAAGGAUUUAAUCUAAGGGGGAAUUUAUGGUGCAAAUACUGUUUUUAUAUUGGGGAAAGAUUUUACGAUGCUUUUAAAAGUGUGUGUGUGUGUGUGUGUUUUUAUUUGAGCAUGUCCUUUUGUAGGCCUUUAAGUGUUAUGUGACCUACAGUUAGAGAUGUAUACACUAAAUGGGAAGAUGAUCUAAAUUGACCAACAGAUUCCAGAAAGCUAACCCGAACUAGUUUAGGUUAAAAUGGUUUGGUUAAUCUGGUCUAAACCACACUACGGUAUUGUAACCUACUCAGAACUGACUGUUUAGUGAGUAAUCCUUAGUGCAGAUUAAAACAAGUUAUGCAUAUUUUAGUUAUCAGCAAAAGCACCUUGAGUAUGGCUGUGCCUUUGACAAACAUUCCUCUAAUAAAGUCCGCUUCAGUUAUUGGGUAAUAAAAUUGUAUCCCGCUGCCGGCUCUGUAUAGGAAGUGAUUAUAACAAAGUUGCUGGUGCAUGUUAACCGGAAUUUGGUAAUUAUCAAACGUAUUUUAUUUCAUUCUUGCAGUCUAGAUCUAUGUAUCCAUGUGGUGCAUACAUUUCUAGACAUGUACAGUGGUGCAUGACGGUCCUAUAGGAAUAUCAAAUAUAAUGUAUAUGUAUUAUAUGCAUAUCAAACCUAGGCAUGUAUGUGGAUUUCAGAUCAUAUUUUAUGUUGACUGUAGGAAAUACUGGAUUAAUUUAUGCGUGUGUGUAUAUAUAGUAUAAUCAAGAGAAAUAUAUAAACCAAUGCCAUUAUCCAUUUUAGUUACCAAGAUUGAUUUGUCUGAGCAUAAUGCACGGAAAUCUAUGGGUUUUUAAUUGUACAUAACCUUUUUCUAGAGUAAAGAUUGAGCACGUAAUUACAAAUCGAGAAUUUGGGGCUAAAAAAUAAGCCGGGUUGAGGUAUUUUUACAAUUUGGCUACAUUGACCUAAAUAUGAAAUUCCUUGGGCAGUUCCUGAAAAUUCAAAAAAUAUAAAUAUUUUUAUUUUUUUUUUAAACUCAGAAUUUAUUGUUUUGCUGUACCUGUGUGAAUUCGUUUUGAUUUUGUGGAGCCGAAAGCCUUGUGUCAGAAAGUUAAAAUGACCAGUUUGAAACAUUUGAACACUUGGAUUUCACCGCUUCAUGAUCUUGGUUCUAGAGCUUAGUACAAAGCUUAUGUCCGCAAAUUCCAUCUCUAUCUUGGCUGGGCAUAUCUCCUCAGUACCCACUCACAAGCGGCUUGCCUUCAUUUUCAUACACUGGCAAUUCACUUCUCACAGGAGCACGUCUUUUCCAAUAAAACUGAAUAUGGGACUUAGGGUGGAACUUGUCAAGGAGCUGGGACCUAUUCUGUUGUCUGGACCCAAAUGGAUAAGCCUGCCUUACACAUGUAAACUUAUAAUACCAAUGUUUACAAGCAUUCUAGCUAAUAUCCUAUUCCCUCUAAUAAUUUUUCUUUAAAUCAGCCAGUGCUAUCUUUGUGAAUGUACACAUUCUGUGUGUGUUAUCUCCGUGAAUGAUCACAUUCUGAUAAGUGUGUUAUUGUGUAAUGCUGUCUUUGUGAAUGAUCACAUUCUGAAUAGUGUGUGUACACUCUCAUUGGGAAUGUUCAUAUUCUGUGUGUGUGUGUGUGUGUGUGUGUUAAACAUAGCACUGUGAUAUACAUAUUGAAGUCACUUCCACAGAAAGCUAUGAUUAACUAUGAUUUAAAGGAAGUUUUUAGCCAUUCCCUCCCACAAACCGUUUUCGUGAUAGCCUGCUACCUAAUUUAAUUGAGCUGUACUUUACCAUAAACUUAUUGUAGCAUGUAUAAUAUAAAUAACCAUUUUAAAAAAAAUUUUUUUUUCUUUUCACUUAAUUUACUCAUAAAAUAGACUACAGUGACUCUCACUGUACCUUGGGAUUUCCCUCUAACCAGUAUAUUUUCUGCUUUGUGUAAACUCGGGCAGGCAGGUUUGACAGGUCCAGCAACCACUCCCGUUAUACCCGAAACCUGAGAGAGGAGGUUAGGGCUUGAUAAAAUUGAUCUUUACUAGUGGCCAUUCUUUUUUUUUUUUUUUUAUAUUCUUUAUUUUGGUUGUGCAAAAAUGAUAGAAUACAGGCAAGCUUAUAAUAUGUCACAUUAGCAUAGGCAAGCUUCCAUAAACACAAACAAUGUAUUAUAUGACAUAUGAGGAACAUGCACAUUUUUUUUAUAUCAUGUGGUCAAACAAGCUUCAACAUUCUAUGUGAACAGGUAGGUAACAGAUGAGACUUGCACAUUUUUAGGAUAUGAGUAUAAAGGAGGUGAUCAUGUCACUAUGCAUAGUGUAGGAUAUAAAACGUGUUUAAGGGCAGGUCGCACAAGCAAUAACAAGAUUGGUAUAAACCGUUUUGUGGCCUUGGAGCUAAGUUACAUGUCACGGUUCCACCAGUAGCAUAUAAUACAGGUUGUAGGGUAUCCAUGUUAAUCUAUGAGACUCAAACAAUAGUGGUAAUAUCUUGCUGCACCUGUUAGCUUAUGAGAGAUAUAAAUGUUAGCAUAGAUUUUUUUUUUUUUUUACGCCUAUAUCUGCAUAUAUAUGGUUUGUACUGACAGUAGCUAACAAGGCUUAGGGCCACUGGAAUCAAGUUGCCUUUAAGGCAGUAACUAGAGCGAGUAGGUACAAUAAAAGUAAAAUGGCGGACAUUAAAAUAAGGCCUUAAAACAAGGGAACCGCUUUUUCUUGUAAUGCCAUUUGUGGCAGUUAUCAUAGAUUUUGCCUGUUCGAAGGAUGAUCUAGGCUAUAUGUAUUGCCAGCCUUAGUUUAGUGGACAUUCUUAAUCAUUUAACAAGGGAAUAUGAAAUGCAUACCUUCCUUUUUUUUUCUUAAUAACUGAUUGAGACUUCUACAUUAUUUUUAAUACGUACACCGGGUUAUUUGAGACUAUUGUCUUUUUACACAUUUUUGUUCCUGAUUAUUUUGGCCAUUUUCCCUUUCCUGGGCAGCAUUGGAAGGCAAACAAUCUAUAUAUUUAGAGUGAAAACGUUGAUGUAGGUAAGUACUUUUUAAUGACUAGUGACUCAGCUUUCCGACUAUCUCCGGAGUCUUUGCUUAGAGCUGGCAGAACAUGAAUAUUCAAAUCAUUCUGCUCUUACUUUGUCAACAUUGAUUUCUUUACUCUAAAACUAAUCUCUCUGUACUUCCUCUUUUUACCAUUGAGAAAGCAGAUUUUUGUAUCCAACUCUGUGAAACGGUUCUAACUUUGCGGAAAGGCUUAUAACUCUGCAUAUUGAAAGUGAUUGUAUAAAGUGUGUGUGGUUUGUAUGUGUGUGUGUGUGUUGACAUUUUGUUUCUUGUAUGGAGUUCAAUUUUAUGCUUUGUUUGUCUGUCUUUAAGAUUUAUGUUGGUAUUAAAAGAUUUGUAGUAGAGGUUCCUUCCAACCAUGUAGUGUCAUGUAGGUGUGUGUGUGUGUGUUUUAAUCGGUUAGCGUUUAUUAUUAUUAUUAUUAUUAUUAUAUAUAUAUAUAUAUAUUUUUUUUUUUUUAUCGGUGUCUCCUUGACACAAUAUCUCAUUAAAAAUGGCUAAUGGAAAUGACAUAUAAUAGUUCUAUAUAAAACGUCUAUCGUGGUGUGUAGUUUUUGUGACAAUAUAUCUGAAUAAAUAAAUGUGUGAGAGUCUGGCCAAUAUACAUUCAGAGAAAGACAAUCUGUGUAUACAUAUUCAUGUAACAGAGGGUGGGUUUUAUUAUAUAUACUAUAUAUGUGUAUAUGUAACCGGAAUAAAAGAACAUUCCAGUACAAACAUUGUUUUGUUUCGCCUUAAAAUAAACACAAGUGCUAGGUACAUUUUUAGUAUUUUUUUUUUUUUUUUUUUUAAAGAAACUAAUCUUUUCACGUAAUGGAUAAAGUUAGAACACUUUUUCACAAAUCUGCUGCUAAAUUAUGCAAAUUAAUUAUCAAUUUAACACUGUUCAAUCUCUAGUUAAUAAUCGUGUAAAUGUGUGUUAUUCCCUGAUGGGAUUAUUGAGUUUUACUAAAUUGACCACUGAUUUCUAAAAUUUAGCAGAUUUUGGGAAGUGUUCUACCUUUAUCCAUUACAUGGCAAAGUUACAAUUUCUUUCAAAAGUUACAUAACUUUGGUGUUUAUUUUAAGGCAAAACAAAACCAUGUUUGUACUGGAAGGUUCUUAUUCAGGAUACCUAUCCCAAUUUGAAGGGACAAGAAGGCAAAAUGCUGUAACAUUAGCAAUCCAGUGCUACCAUUCAGAAUUUGCUAUAAUCUGCACACAAAGGGCAAAGGUAACAUGUACCGCACCUGUUUAUAACAAUAGUAUAUCUAUCCUCUAUCUGACAGAUCUAUCACUGCCCACCAAUUUACUACUUUUGAUUUUGCGUAUAAAGUGAUAGCAUUUUAACCUUCUAAUUGCAAAGUGUAUUAGGGUGUGUCUCUGGUGUUUACAAAGUACAAAAUGUCCCUUCCUACAGCCAAAUUUCAUGAGCGUGCGUAUAUAUUUUACUCCACCAGUGAAGUGAAAUCACCUCUAGUAGCUGUCCGUAUGACUGCCGCUAUAGGUUGACUGAACCCUGCAAUGUAAGUACUGCGUUUUCUAAAAAAAAACAUAAAAAAAUAUGCAUUUACAUUUAAGGGUUAAAACUAAAGGACUUCAUUAAGAUGAAGUGGCUGGAGUGACUUUAGUUGACCUUUAAAGGGACAUUAUAGUCAUCAAAACAAGUUUAGCUUAAUGAAGCAGUUUUGGUGUAUGGAUCAUGUCUCUGCAGUCUCACUGUUCAACUUUCUGUCAUUUAGGAGUUAAAGGGACACUCCGGGCACCCAGAUCACUUCUGCCCAUUGGAGUGGUCUGGGUGCCAACUCCCACUACCCUUAACCCUGCAACUGUAAUUAUUGCAGUUUUAAUAAACUGCAAUAAUUACCUUGCAGGGUUAACUCCUCCUCUAGUGGCUGUCUACUUGACCGCCACUAGAGGGCACUUCCUGGUUUUGUGGACCUCCAGCGUCGCUAAAAUCCCCAUAGGAAAGCAUUAAAAGGAAUUUCAAUGCUUUCCUAUGUAGAGGUCUAAUGCGGGAUCAGUCUCCCGGCCGGUUGAUGUGGUGACUGGGAGCAGCGUGGGCAGAGGAAGAAGCAGCGACGAGGGACAUCGUCGCUGCCUCUGGUAAGUCACUGAAGGGGUUUUCACCCCUUCAGCAACCCGGGAUGGGAGGUGGGAGGGAGAGGGGACCUGCAGUGCCAGGAAAACUGAUUGUUUUCCUGGCACUGGAGAGUCCCUUUAAGUAACUUUGUUUACUCCAUGUGUGUGACUUGCAAAGCCUUCCCAAUUACUUCCUAUAAAGAGAGAGAUAAUAUUUAUAUACCUUUUUAUUGCAAAAAAAGAAUGUAUUUCCUGCUCUGUUAAUGGCAUUUAUAGAUCUUGCAGGAACCUCUUGUAUGUAACUGAAGUUCAAUUUAUAAAGCAAGAGAUAAACAUUUCUAAAAUUAACAUCUGAUUGAAAAUGUAAUUUAUUUUUUUUCUCAUUAAGGCUGUCACAGCCAGCGUAGGUGUAGUUAGGGCUGUAUGGACAGAAACAAAAGUGAUUUAAAGGGAAACUAUAGUCACCAGAACAACUACAGCUUAUUGUAUUUGUUCUGGUGAGUAGAAUCAUCAUUCCCUUCAGCAGUGGCGUACACACAACCCAUGGGGCCCCGGUGCGAAAACUGAUCCGUGGGCCCUCCCCCCAUGCGCGCUUAAUCUGCGCGGGCUGGGGCCGCAACACAUGGCGGCGGGCACCUGGUCGCAGGGCUGCGACCGCGGUAUGUACGCCAGUGCAUGCAGAUACACAUACACUUAAAGGACCACUACAGACCCCUAGAUCACAUCAGUUCAAUGAAGUGGUCUGGGUGCCAGGUCCCUCUAGUUUUAACCCUGCAGCUGAAAACAUAGCCGUUUCAGAGAAACGGCUAUGUUUCACUGAGGGUUAAUCCAACCUCUAGUGGCUGUCUCAUUGACAGCCGCUAGAGGAGCUUCCGUGAUUCUCACUGUGAAAAUCACUGUGAGAAGACUCUAAACGUCCAUAGGAAAGCAUUGAGUAAUGCUUUCCUAUGGACGGUUAGAAUGUGCGCAUUCGGAGCUGAGAGGCGGAUCGGGCGGAGAGAUCCCCAGCGCCAAGGGAGUCCGGCGCUGGGGAAAGGUAAGUGCUUAAGUCACACACACGCGCGCGCUUACACACUAGCUAACAGACACACACUCAGUGACACAUACAGACACACUUACAAAACACACACUAACAGAUGCACACAAACUAACACACUCAGUAACACACUCACUGACACUCUAACACACACACACUAAUACUAACACACUCUAACACACAAGUUUAAAAAUAAAAUAAAAAAAUAAAUGUAAUCCCCCCCAGCCUCCUUACCUUUUGGAGAGCUGAGGGGAUUCCCUGGGUUCUAGUGGUAUCGGCGGGUGCGUGCGCGAGGGAGCACUCUCCCCUGAGUGCUUCCUCUUCAGCUCCCUCGCGCGCCGCGUAGGGAUGCCGGCGUCGGAAGAUGAUGUCAUCUUCCGCCUCCUUUAUCAGUGCGGAGUGCAAGGCUCCUGGGCCCCCCAACAGAAGAGGCUGGCCACAGUGGCAUACAUACCGGGUCGCAGGGCAGCUGGGCCCCCUGGUGGGCCGGGUCCGGUCGCAGCCGCAACCCCGGUAUGUACGCCACUGCCCUUCAGGUGUUUUGCUGUAAACAAUCUUUACAGAGAAAAUGCAGUGUUUACAUUACAGACUAAUGCUAAUUCCAUUGGCCACUCCUCAGAUGGCUGCUAGGGGUGAUUCCUCGGGCAGUCCUGCCUAGUAUGCAGCACUGCCAUUCAGUGCCUCCUCUCUCUGCAUGCAGACACUGAACUUUCCUCAUAGAGAUGCAUUGAUUCAAUUUAUUUCUAUGAGGAGAUGCUGAUUGACCAGGGCUGUGUUUGACUUGUGCUGGCUCUGUUCCUGGUCUACCUCCUUAACAGUUCAGCUCUGCUUCACUCCCACCGUAUUUGAUUGCUAUUCCCUGUCCUAUUGUGUUUUACACUCCACCUCCUAUAGACUGUAAGCUCGUUUGAGCAGGGUCCUCGUCAACCUGUCGUUCCUGCAAGUUUCCUUGUAAUUGUCCUAUUUAUAGUUAAAUCCCCCCUCUCAUAAUAUUGUAAAGUGCUACGGAAUCUGUUGGCGCUAUAUAAAUGGCAAUGAUGAUGAUAAUAAUGUCUCAGCCAAUCCUAUGGGGAAGCAUUGUGAUUGGCUCAGACCACCACUUCUGAUGAUGUCAGCAGACAGGGGCAGAGGAAGCAGCUGCAGACUUGAAUAUAAGUAAGAUUUUACUAUAUUUAGGGAGGCAGGAGGUGGCUAGAGGGGCUAGAUGUUGGUUUAAACACUGUAGGGUCAGCAUUACAUGUUCCUGACCCUAUAGUGCAACUUUAAUUUCUAAAUGACAAUGAGAUUUCAGAGGUAAGAUCUAUACACAAAAACAGCUUCAUUAUGCUGAAGUUGUUUUUUCUAACUGUAGUGUCCCUCUAAGUUUCCAAGUUGAAUAUUUUACUUCAGUAAGUUAUUGUGACUGCUACCUCUUGAAUUACUUCCUCAUAGGGAUUCACAGUUUGAAACGAAAUUUGUUAAAUUGACAUUUUUCACUUUUCGGUUCAUACCAAAUCGAUAGUUCAACCAAUGUUGGGGUAACUGAAAAUGUAUAAUCCGAAGUAGAUUAAUUUCCUUGCACAUGUCUAAUAGGUGCACUAACCACUAAGCUCUUACACUCUCACUUGACUGGAAAUAGUUCUGUUGCAGAACUAUGACUUGUACCUGCAUUCCUUGCAUAGUUUAAUUCAAUCUCUGAUUAACAAUAUACUCCCUAAUUUAGAUAUUAACAAGGAAACAUUUUAAGUGCCACCCAAACCUGUAAUAAUCCCUACAUUCAUAAAUCAAUUCUUCUCCUGUCUUCCACUUGUCAGUCGACCGGUUUUACACGUUUGUUAACAGACUUAACGUGCUUUAUUUAUUUAUUUAUUUGUUUGUUUGUUUGUUUGUUUUGGCUGGUUCCUUGUUCAUUUUAUAUGUUAAGCAUAUUUACUGGGAAAGAAAAGUUGUUACAAGUACUUACUGAAAAGUGGAAAAACCGUAUGAAGCAUAGCAAGAAGGACAAACUAGGAAAUGAAAAAGCUCAUUGUAAUGUUUAAUAUACUUUAUUAAGUCUAAGUGACAGAAGUUAUAACAACCCUAGCCUGCUUAAGUUGUUAUGAUGCCAGGUGCACCAUGGCCUAGUUACCCCAGAAUGGAGCAAACCAUUUAGCAAUGGUUUGCCCCCUUGCCCGGGUCCCACUGGGUAUUGACGCUCCCUCGCGGUCUGGUGGCAAGCUUCUUGAGAGCCGCAGAAGCCAGGAGCUGUGCCACUCUGCCACGUACAGCCAUUGACUGACAUUUUGUAAUUUGAAAGUUGCAAAAAAAUCACAUUAGUCAGCCCAUAACUCUUGUUCCAGGUACUACUGGCUGGAAACACUCUGCCAAAGGUGGAGUUAUGCCUCUGGCGGCAGAGGUGUUAAAAUCUAUGUGGUGUUUCAUAUCGAAACUCUGAAUAUACAGAGUCUAGGCACCAUGACCACUUUGAGUAACCCUUUAUAAAACCUAAACUAAUCCUCCAUUAGAUGCUCACCGAGUCUCCACUCCUUCAAAAAAUCGUUAAAAACCCACUUCUUCAUAAAAGCGUAUCAAUUAAACUGUUAAUAGCUCCUGACCGAUUCCUCUUCUGCAACUGUCACUAGUCUAAUACUAUCCUUACCUUUUGUGUCACCCACUCCCUCUAGCAUGUAAGCUCAUUGAGCAGGGCCCUCAACCCCUCUGUUCCUGUGUCACUAUACUCCACUCCCUCUAGCAUGUAAGCUCAUUGAGCAGGGCCCUCAACCUCUCUGUUCCUGUGUGUCCAACUUGUCUGGUUACAACUACAUGUCUGUUCGUCCACCCAUUGUAAAGCGCUGCGGAAUUUGACGGCGCUCUAUAAAUAUCAUAAAAUUAAUAAAAAUAAAAAAACUGUAUAUAAUUUAAAUAUUUUUAUUUUAGCGAUGUACAUUAUAUUUUAUUUUUUUCCCUUUUUUUUUUAUUUUUUUUUUACAUUUUGUAAAAGUUUGUGUCCAUAAAAAUAUUAACUGUGCAUUGUAUGAUUUGUCAGGCUAGCUUAGCAGGUUCCUUUAUGCCCAUACUUAAUGUUAACUUUACUUAAUGAACAACAUGGAACUAUUUCCUAAGUUACAACGAACAUGUGAUGUAAACACAUGGUUUCUGUUUGGCGUGGCUUCACAAUGCACACCUCUAAAGAUGCGUGCUACAACUAACACAAUGUGAAUGUGAGGAUAAAAAUAACUCUUCAGCAUUUUUUGGUUCCUACUUUCCACGUAGUUGUGAUUUCUGAGCUCUGACUCGCCUGUGCCUCUUUCAAGGUGGGAGAGCCACCUGGUCCCUGGAUUUUAAUCACUGAUUGAUUAGCCAACACUGUUGGAUAUGUAUACAUCACAUUAGUGGGAGUUUACCUAAUGUAGGUUGUGCUUUGGAAAUACUUGGUAUACUUUAUAAUUCACCUGUGUAUCUGUGUUUGCAGUUUUUUUUCCAUGAAUAAGACUCCUGAGCUAUUUAAAGCUCAUUUUAUGUUACAGAAAAGUUUAAUUGGACAUUGAGUUUAUUACAUUCCAAAUUGGAAUUGUUAACAUAAAUUGAAGUUAGUAACUUUAGAAUAAUGUCCCCAACAAUUUACAGUUUUUGCUUUUUUUUUUUUCAAAUACAGUAUUUUUUUUAAAUCAAAUUAAGUAUAUAGGCCUUUUUAUGGCAGACUAUUUUAAUCAGUGUAUUGUAGAUUCUCUAUUGUUGAAUACGGACAAAUCAUUUUGAUUUCACAAUUUUUUUUUUCUCUUCUCCUCCAUAGGACCAAUCAACGGUGAUGAAGAGAUACUAGCACCUGACUUCAUUCCCUGAAACGGUCCCCGAUCCGUAUAUUUCAUUAUGGAGUUAAAAGUCUGGGUGGAUGGAGUGCAACGUGUGGUCUGUGGAGUAACAGAAAAAACCUCCUGCCAGGAUGUGGUCAUCGCACUUGCUCAGGCCAUAGGUAAAAACUUUAGAUUAUUUAGUUGUUCUACCAUCACUGUUAACAGUACCACUGGUUGCAAGUUGUUUUUGGACCAAUACAGUUAACUCCCAUGGUUCUUGGCGUGUUCCAAAGUGUUCUAAAUGAAAAACUGAUGGUUCUGUAUCAACUUUUUGACAAUUCCAACUGAAAUUUAUACAAUCUAAUUUAUUGUAAUGUCAAAAUAUCUUCUGUUUCAAAAAAUUAAUUGCUCUUUCAAGGAUAUCUAAUAUAUACUUUAAACUCACACCCCCUUUCACUUUUUAUAGUUUGUGUUUAAAUAGCUAGUCAGGCAUUAUCUGUUCUGAGACUCAAGAUGUUCACAAUUAUUUGACAAAGUUGUCCUAUAUUAUUUCUUUCAGGUCAGACAGGGCGUUAUAUCUUAAUCCAGACACUACGGGACAAAGAAAGGCAACUUCUACCUCAUGAGAAACCUCUGGAGUUCUUGGCAAAGAGUGGACAGUAUGCCAAUGAUGUCCACUUUAUACUGAGACGCACAGGGCCCAGCUUGACUGAACGUCCUUCAUCUGACACAGUUCCACACCCCCCUGAGAGAACUUAUGCCAGGUCUAGCCUGCCCAUAAAUCCUCGGACAGAGGUUACAAGGUCAAAGGAGCCUAAAAAAUCACUGACUUUUAAUCUAGGGCCCAUUGGAUCCAGUGAACUUCUAAGCAAGCACAGGCAGAAACAGACUGGUACUACUGUUAAAGAUGGUGCCCCACUCAGGCACCCAAGCAAAGAGGAACUGUUCAGAAUGGUUUUACAUCAACAGGAUCAACUUAAGACAUUGGAGAUGCAAAAUGUUUCUAUGGGGAAGGACAUACAAACUUGGGAAAGGGGCAGGGCUGGGGGUACUCAGGAGGAGGAAGAGGAUGAAAUGGCUUUCCUGGAGAGAUUGAUUCGCCGUAAUGAGGCAGAGCUAGGUGAGGAGAUGUUUUGGAAAGAUGAAUUACAGAGAGAAAGGGUGGAAGAACAACAGCGACAGGAUAAAAUGAAAAAGCUGAGAGUCACAAUGGAAGACUACACAAAAAAAAUCCAGGAGUUAAGUGAUAGGACUGAGAUGCUGGAACUGGAAAUCCAAAAAGAGACUUCUAAAAGACUGUCCAGAGAGCCCAGCCAGGCUGAACUUGAGGAAAUGGUGGUCAAAAUGAGAAAGGAGUUGGAGUCCAAAACAGGGCUGGGACAGCAGCUGGAAAGCAACCUAUCAAACGUGGAACGGGCUUGUGAUGAGGCCAGGAAGAAUCUUGAGGUAGGCCUAUUGCUCACCUGCAGGAGGACCAGGCUCGGUUUAGAGAUAUAAAUACAGACAUAUGAGAAAAUAACUGCAGUCCAUAAGAAAAAUUGUGUUCUGAAUUGAGCAUUUUUUGCCAUAUAUAGCAUGACCACCUAGUUGCAGAUCAGGAUGAGAUGCUUUACAAUCCGAUUACAGGUCAAUGAUUAUUAUGCCUUGAUAUUGUAUACAUUUAUGCGCACACACACACAAUGUGGCCAGAAUGAAGCACUUGUAGGAUAAGUCGUCUUCUGCCAGUACUUUAUUUCAUGCAGUAGAGCAUGGGGUGCAUUAAGAUGCAGUCAACAUUUUAGUUUAAAACCAGGAAUCAGAGAAACGUUUUGGUGCUGACUGAGAUGUUGAUCUGAUGUCUUAACAUACUAUGAGUUUGUAUGAAAUAUAUAUGGCUGAAAUAAGUAUUUUGUCUGAGAUGGCACCUUGGCUUUCAAGUAAGCAAACGUAUGUACAAGAUCAUUGAGCGUUGUAAAGGUAUGUGCGUUUUUAUGGUGCAAGAAUAAAAAAGUAAUACACUUAAUGGAGAGUAGAACCUCUUUGGUGUAAGCUGAUCUGACGUCCAACUUGAUUUUAAGCAUGUUUCUCAUAGUACCAUUUAUAAUCAAAUCAACAUAAACUGGUCAAACAUCAGCGUGCAUGAGAAAGUAAUGCAUUUCCUCCAAAAACUGUCAGGAAUACCAUAUUUAAACAAAUUUAAAAAAAGUGUGUAUGUGUGUGUGUGUGUGUAUAUGUAUAUGUAUGUAUGUAUGUAUGUAUAUAUAUAUAUAUAUAUAUAUAUAUAUAUAUAUAUAUAUAUAUAUAUAUAUUACACACACACUCUGCUGGUUUAUUAAAUGUGAGAAUCAGUGUUAUUUCAUGCAUUACCACAAGUAUUUACUGUAUAAAACAUUACUAUUUUUUUUUUAAUAGAACCAAUUAUGUCAUAUGUAUUUUCUAUUUUAUUUAGCCUUUUUAAUGUGUAUCUCUGUAAUUAUAGAAUAUUUGAAUGUUGUCAAAAUACUUUUUCCAUAUAUAUAUAUAUUUUUUAAAUAAAGAUUAUUUUCAAAUUUAACCAAAGGGUUAUAUUUAGGUGUUAUUGACAAUAUGAAAGCACUGUAUGAUUUCAGUGCUGUUCGCCCCACCAUUAUACUUUAAAUAAUCUCCUUUAGCAUGACUGGAAAUAAUAUGAAUUCUGUAGCUUAGCAAUGCAGGUCCAUCUAUUUUUCACACAAUGGCUGCAGGUUGUUUUAGCAAUUCUAUAUAAUGUUGCAUUGGGUAAUGACUAACCUCGGCACUUGGCAUGUUUAUGGAUGAAAUUUACCAUGAUUGUGCUCGUGUAGCCUAGCAUCAUGAGAAAUGUAGACCACAUUAUUAUUAGUUUUUUCUUUCGUACUUAAAUUCUUUGUCUUUCUAGUGCUGAGGCUAGGGAGAUAGGCUUUUCUCUAGCUUUUAGUUUAAACACCCAGAACACUUUACUUUAAUAUGGUGGUCUGUAUGAAGUGGCCAUGUCGUUUUGUUCCUAUAUGUAAAACAUUGCCAGUUUGGAGAUAUGUCUAGGUUUACACUACAUGGCUUAACAGACCUCUAGUGGCUAUAUUCCUGACUGCCUUUAGUCUAGAUGGACCUUACAUUGUACGAACGAGUCAGACUUUGUUCUUUCACACCACCUCCUCUGAUGCUUCUCAUGUGAAGCAUUUGAUUGGAGAAGCACAGCACUUGCAUUGCCUGUGCUUCUCUGUGAGAAAAGACAGAAGACCUCAACAUGUUUUCUGAUGAAAUAAAGAGGCGGGACUAGCAGCUGCAAAGACUGUGUCUCUGCAAUGGAAACAAUGGAAGUAAAAUAUAUAUUAUCCCUGCAUUUUUAAAAUUUAUUUAUUUUUAAAGAAAAGGGUGGGCACAGAGGUCACUGUUAUGGCAGGGAACUGAUAGACCUGAAAAAAAACAUUACGUUUUUGAACUAUAAAUUCCCUUUAAUCAAUAAACAUUUAUUUUAAAUGAAAUUGAAAAAAGAUAUAACCAUACACUUAUCAUUCUGAUGCUUCAUAUAGUUUGUACUUUGAUAUUGUUUUUGCUGUUUAAUAGAUUUCUACGAGGAAAAAAAAAUCUGUGGCGUCCUCUAGUGGAUGCUUUACAAACUGUUAACCGUCACUAAUGAGGAAAUGAGAAAAGGUUUGUUUUCUCCUUCAGAGAUCAUUUGAACAUUCUCCACUUUAGUGCAUAUUUUAAAUAUUUUUUUUAUUUUGGUUUUGUUUCCUGCAACUUCAUACAAAGGGAGUUUUUACAUAAAAUAGUUUUUUUGGUGUUUACUAAUACUGUUUGAAUGAAGGAAACUAACAUUUCCUUAAGGUUUGACCAACUCUCUCCAUUAUAUUCCCUCCAGCCUCUCAUUUUGGAAGGAAAUUUUACUUAUCACAGCCUACUGGUUAUCAAUUAUUUUGAAAUGUUUGUAUUUAGAAAUAGCCUUUUUAUUUUUUUUCUCUUGAAUCAUACAGAAUUUGAAUUGUUUUGAUUUCUAAUUCUGCCUACAGAGCAAUUUCAAUUGUUUUUAUAAUUGCAAUAAAAGAUCUAUUGAAAUCCCUUGUUUUUUUUAAUUUUAUUUCUGUCUACACAACAUUCUUUCUGCAUAACAAAACCACCAGAAAAUAUUUAAUUGCAUUUGACAAUACAUCCUACUAACCCUCUGACCCCUUUUAUUACUCUGCAGUUUUGCAAUAGCGUAGUGCCUUAGUGUUCCCUAAAACUCUUAUAACCAAUUUAUUAAUGAAUCUACAAUCAUUCACUAUCGGCAAAUAUCUCACUAGCCAAAUAUGUACGUCUCCCCCUCCCUCCCUCCCAGUGGUGCAGCCUAGCUGUAAGUUGACAUGAUUAACCUAAAAUGGAUGGUGGAGGGAAGCUUCUGAAGUUGUUGUAGUGUCAGGAUCCAGUAAGCACACUUUAAUUUCCUCUAGAUUGUUGUGAUUUGGCUGUUUGGAUAUAUUAAAAUUUAUAUUCUGUAAUAAAAAGCAAAUAUUGGAUUCUAAUUUAGAUAUUUUCUUACUCUUUUUCAGAAUUAGUUUACUUUGUGGGAUACCCUUUUUGUAUUGGAUUUUAUUUAAAGAAAUCAUUUCCAGUACAAACACUAUAGAGCUUACUCAAUACAGGGCCAGACUACAACAAACACUAAGCCUGGGAAUUUAAAAGCAGAAUAGCUCAAUAGAAAGAGUGGGGCCAGAGGGGCAUGCAAGGCGUUUGUGUGUGCGCGCGCACAUGGGCUGUAGUGUGUGUUUGUGUGUGCGCUCGCAGGGGAUGAAUUUGUGUGUGUGUGUGUGUGCGCACAUGGGCUGUAGUGUGUGUGUGUUUGUGUUUGUGUGUGGUGGGGUGAGUUUUGUUAAUUUAAUUAGAUAAAAAUUACCUUUAAAACAUUUGUCCCCUCCCUCAAGUAAGCGAGGGGCGUGCCAAUGCCUGGUGGUCCAGAAAGCUGGAUGCAGGCAACUGGUACCACUCUUGCAAGCUCCCACACAUAGUGUCAUAUCUGUGUCUUGAGCUUGGGAGAGAGAUACAUAUAGUAUGCAUCCUGUGGAGGUGCAUGCACCGGCUACCUAGCUUCCAUCCACACCCAACAUUAGCGUUCAUAGGGCUGGUGAGAGACAUCUUUGAAGUCCCCAUGGGCAGGUCAGGGAAUACUUUUUUUCUCAUCUGAUGGCCUCGGCCUUUGGUCAUCAAGGCCCACUGGGCAUUUGCCGAUUGCAAGUCCAGGCUUGCGUUCACAAGAGGAACAACACUCUGCUUGUUGUAAGACCAGUUUUGAGAGAGAUUCACGCUUCACCCCGGAGGGAGCAGGCGAGCACUGGCUAUCUUUGGCCUGGUAGGAACUGCAAACAAAGUCCAUUUUUACACCAAACAAGCAAAUUAUUCCACCACACUAUUCUCUUAAAGUAAGACUUCAACCACCAUAAACACUACAGGAGAUCUUUGGUGUUAUUGUGCCAAGAGUGCCCUGGUGCCCUCCCCUAUGUAAGUAGCCAAAUCGUUUUACUAAUGGUCUGACAACUUACCUGGUGUCAAUAGGUCACUUCCUGCUCAGAGCUAGCUCUCCUGAGCUAAGCCGUACUUGAGACUCUGUUGACCACUCGAAGAGUUAAGUUCUUCAUUGCCAGGUUUUGCUCAAUGCCAAGAGCUACCACCCUUCCUCUCCAUUGUCAUCCCUCCCAUGGAUCACAGCCACCCUUGACACUAGUCAGUCUUUCACUGAAUAGGAAAGAGCCCCACUCUAGUAUCAGAUACCCAAUUUCUGAUUCUAUACUAAAAUGCCUAGAGUGUUGUCUUGUUUACUUUAGUAAGCUUUAUCUGAAUAGCUGAGCUAUGCUCCCUUUCCAGGGAUUUUAAACCCUGAGCAGUGGUUUGCACAAACACACGUCUAAGAUGAAUCACUCAAUUGUGAAAGAUUCAUGCAUUCUUACUGCUCAAAUACUUCCAACUUGUCCAUACAAGGAAUGCAACGGGUGACUGAAUAAACCCAAGCAAUCAUGCAUUUAUUUGCAAUCCCUAUAACAUUAGGGGCUAUGAUUAACCUGUCGGAGGGAGCAAAGUGAUUUGUGGAUCUCAGAGAUGUAAAUAAGUGCGUGCGUGCGAGUAUACUUUGAGUGCUUCUAUCUUCACUGAUUUAAGGAUUCACCACAACUGUAUACAUGAGAUGACAUAUGGGUAUAUGUAUGUUUUUAUGACUUUGAGAUCUUUACGAUAUCAUUUCCCAUCACAGGCCAAGAAUCAUGAGCUUGAGGAACUGAAUAAGGAUAUCAGACAAUGUAACUUGCAGCAGUUCAUCCUCCAAACAGGAUCUACAUUGACUAAUGGCCAACUAAGACCUGACGAAGACCCUCUGUCUGAGAGUAGUGAUGCAUACUGGGAAGGACACUACUCCAGUACAGGUAUGAAUAGAGAGUUACAGACUGGCUACGGUAUAGUCAUAAACAGUCCACGAAGUUGACAGAUUUUCCUUGUUUGGGUAGCUUCUGGAUGGAUGGUGUUAAAUUGGUGUCCCUGGCUCUACAAAAAUAUAUUCCAGAUGAUCAUUGUCUGCUUUCAUUGUAAAAAUUCAGUGAUUUUAUUCAUUUUACACUUACUGCUUGUGAAUUCAAAAGGCAGUCCUGGGAAAAUCUGGUAUCCUUGACUCGAAGCACCUAUAAAUAGGACUACCUUUUCCACCAUGUUUUCAGUGACACAUAAUAUUGUCAUAGUAAAGAAAAAAACAUGAAAAAGAUUACCCAGCAGUAUGUAUAAUGCAUGUUUGGCAGGAUUCUUAUACACCUUCUUAAUUCUAAAUACUGCAAGGCAACCCUUUACAUGUGCCCAUCAAUAUGUAUACAUGAUAUUUGUCCUAGAAAACAUGGUGGAUAUGGUCACUCUACCUAUAAUCCCUUCUUAAAGGUCCACUAUAGUGCCAGGAAAACAUACUCGUUUUCCUGGCACUAUAGUGCAUUGAGGGUGCCCCCAGCCUCAGGGACCCCCUUCUGCCCGGCUCUGGGGAGAGGAAAGGGGUAAAACCUAAUUUUUUUUUUCCAGCGCCGGGCGGGGAGCUCUCCUCCUCCGAUCCUCCCAUUCGGCUGAAUGCGCACGCGCGGCAAGAGCUGCGCGCGCAUUCAGCCGGUCUCAUAGUGUGUAACUAUUUUUAUCAGUUGACUAUGUUGCCAUUUAUUUCGGUUCUUUUUAUUUCUACAAUCAAACACACUGAAUACCUUCAUAUUCAUAUUUGUUUUACAAGCUAUGGUUCCUGAUGCCAUGGAGGAUUUUACACUCUUAAGGAAUUUUUUUUUUUUCCUUUUUCUUUUUACACAUUGGAGUUUUUAACUAAAGUGAAAGUGUGAAGAAUUGACCAAUUUUAUAUUUGUAUUUUUACAGUAAGUGUGCAUUGUCUAGAAUUGCACAUUUUAGGCGGAAAUAUCUAAACCUAGAAAAUUCUUUAGCUCGGUUAUUCUUGCAGCUGAGAUAUUUUGUCAUUCAAUUUUAAAGUGCCCUGGUUAGUUUUACAGUUUUUUGUAAAUAAUGGUUAGCAUAACUGGUGAUUUGUCAUAUAAUGGAGUAUUAUAAUGGAAGAGGAGUCAAUUUGUCCUCUCGUCCUAUGGGAGGAUAAUAAUUAUAAAUACCUAGUACUAAUUAUAAUAAUUAUUUAGUGCCAACUGAAUGGGGGGAGGUCUAACAAUAAAUUAGACAUUUACAAAAUUAUACCGGAACAAAAAGUAGAUGUAAAUCCUGCUCAAACGAGCUUACAGUCUAGAGUUAAUGAAACAAGUGCCAGAUCUUCUGGCUAAGAUUAAUAUUGUGUGCCUUACUAUAGAGCACUUUUAUGCUUUCCCCCAAGAAGAGGUUUAUUAUGUUAAAUGGUUUAUGGAUCGAUUAUGGCCUGUAUACAAUUUUAGCCCGGUGUUACUGCACAUGAUAUCACAAGACAUUCCUACUUAUUCUGCUUUCUAGGACCUUAUGACUCCUCUCCACGGACUGCAGCCAAACAUCUACUGGGUAAUCCUCGAAAUUUACAGAACCCCCUGCUAGCAGGCCUAAACCCCGAGGGUGUGUAUGUGUGAGGCGUACAUACUCCAUACACUGCUUCUUCUUCUCUUGGUGGUGGGUCUUCUUUAAGCAUGUUAACCCCUGUACCUUUCUUUCAAACACAGCCUCAAAAUGAACAACCUUUAACAUUAGUUGAAAGGGUCUCUGAUCUCAAGUAAUGCCAAUGUUCUUUGUAGGAUUUACUGCAUGUACUUCAUAGUUUCUCAGAAUAAUUUUAUUUAGUUUGUUGUCUGACAUACCAAUCAUAAUAUAUAUAUAUAUAUAUAUAUAUAUAUAUAUAUAUAUAUAUAUAUCUCAACAUUUUUUUAUAUACAGGAUUAUGUCCUGCUUUAAAUUCCCUUCAACCAAACUGAUGUUUUGGUAACUUUAGUUUCAUAUAAUAUAUCUGUACAUAUGUUCAUUGUUUGACAUUUUGAGGCUAUGUGUUGAUGUAUAUACAUCUUCUUUCUAUAAUUGCUAUUAAUUAUUGCUCAACACUGAUGGUAUUUGGUUAUCCCCAUUAUGAUUUAGGAGAUUUAGCAAACUGCAUAUUUUUCAAAUAGUGAUUUUUUUUUUUUUACAUUUUUUUUUUUUUAAUGCACCUGUAAAAAAAAUUUACUUUAAUUGUGUAGAAUAUGGUACAAAAAACACUCCUGUCUCUCUCUGCCUGUUCAUUAAAUGCUUUGCUAAAAUUGCUGCAGUUUUAUGACCGCCCUCCCAACUAUAAUCAUAGGGGAACAUGACAGGUGCAUUGUCGCCAUAUGGGCUGGAGGAGCUGACCUUUACCUUUUUCCCAACCCACACUGACGCUUUAGGGUAUGGGUCAAUAUGUCCACAGCUUUUAUUUAUAAUAUAUAAUAAUAACGAUAAUAUAUAAAUAACAUAAAAGUCAUUGCCCACCCCCACAUCCUCAGCCAUCCAACUUUAUCACUUUUCCACAUAUCAAUUCGUGAGGCAAUGACCCAUCAUAUAUAACAUAACAUAAUAUUGUAUAACAAUCCAUAAGUAUAACAAAACAAGAUCCAACAUUUUCCACACGAUCCUGGCAGGGGUAUACCUUGAUACCCCUACACCACCUGGGUUCUGAGCGACCAACGAGCUUGAAACCACUAACAUCUUAUCAACAGGUAAACAGUCCAUAUUGAAACAGAAAACUCACUACUCUUGCUCUACGCUUCCUUAAUCAGGCCUGUUACCCCCUUAACUUUCCUUCCACUAGCCCGCCGCUGUGACCAAGCGGGUAGAAUAAAACCCAACACUAAAGGGAGGGAGGGACCAAUUCAGCCUGGUAACUCAUUAGUAAUGAGGUGUUAUAAAAUGGCCGACAUUUAUAUCCGCCUACCCAGAAUCCUGAUCUGUCAAUCACGAACCCCUGCUCCAUCUAAGCCCGCCUCCAAGCCCUGUCAAGGCCCCCUCUGCUAAGCUGUGCUUUCUUCUUGGGGCUACAGUCUAAUUACAAACAAGGAUCUUGUAUGGUUUUCACAUGACUUAGAACUCUUAAGCCCCAAGACCACUUCAUCUCUUUGAAGUGGUCUGGGUGCACUGUCCCUGUCCCCUUAACCCUGCAAUGUAAAACAUUGCCAUUUUAGAGAAACUGCUGUGCUUAUAUUACAGGGUUAAGGCUGCCUCUACUGACGGUGUACCAGGCAAUCACUAGAGUCACUUCCUGCUGUUUCAUGGUGUCCUUGCACUAUGCAUGAAGACAUUGGUGUUCCUCCUACUGUGCAUGAAGAUGCCCAGCAUCUUCUAACUCUCCAUAGGAAAGCUUUGAUUCAGUGCUUUCCUAUGGGGGAAGGCCUAAUGCCAAGGGAGAAGGAGACACCGUCCUGUGCCAAUCAGCAUCUCAUCAUAGACAUGCGUUGAAUCAAUGCUUCUCUAUGAGGAGCAUUCACAAUGGGCAGCACUGACCCGGAAAGCACAUCUAGAGGCCAUCUGAGUUACUGCCACUAGAUGUGUUCCUGCGCAGUGUUCACAUUAAAAAGCCUGCAGGGACAGGCAGUAGACAUCAGAACAACUACAUUUAUCUGUAGUUGUUCUUGUGACUAUAGUGGCCCUUUAGCUGCUUGUGUUUUUAUUUGUUUUUAAUUAAAGUAGUGGGGUAGGGGAUGUAGUGGUUGCAGGGGCUGUAAUGAGUGCAAUGGGUAUAGGGGCUCUAGAGGGUGCCUGGGUUGUAAUAGGAGUUGUAUUAAGAGCAGGGGUAUAGCAAGUGUAGGGGAUUAUAGGGCCUUUUUUUGUUAAGGGGGUUGGAGAGAGAUAGGAGCUGUGAAGGGGCAGUGUGGGGGGCAGGGAGGAGAGGGAAUUGGACACUGUUUAAUUUUAAAAAAAAAACAUAUUUGUAUUUUUGCUGUGCAUAAAAAAUCAAAACAUACAAUUUCGAGGUACCCCAACGGCAGUCCUUGAAACAAGCAUCACAUGGUACACUUGGGGUAUCAAGUUAGACAUGUACAGUUUUAUGAUAUUAGGGAUAAACAUGAGUAUAACAAUUAUGCUAAGCCUAUUAAGAGAAGGAGCAUAUAUGCAACUUGCAAUAGUAUUUAAGCUUGGGUUAGGGAAGGCGUUAUCGUGAGUGUGUACUCUGUGUUAGGCAUAAACAAGUGUGAUAUACACAGGCGGAAUAUGUGUGGUCAUGAACUAUAUUGCUAUAGCUUAGCCGAUGAGACAAUACUACAAUACGGUUGAGGCCAACAUGUUUUACCGCUAUCUACCCCUGAUGUAUGCAGGUAUGUCUCAUCUCCAAAUAUUACGUGUAUUUUUGGUAGGGUAUAAGGGUAGAGCAUGGCGGUAUUAUUAGCAGUGGGUUGUAAGCAGUCACAGAUAGAGGCAAUAGGAGGUAUGAGGGAUGGGGCGGAUUUCUUAUCUGUGGUGGUAAGUGUCCCGGUCAGCCAACUCCUGCCUGUGGUAUGUUACAGUCCCGUUUAGGAGCCUCUGCCGCUUUUCCACUGCUUGGGUACAGGCCUGGUAGGUGAGCUCAAUCAGGCAAUUUGAAGCAGCAGUGUUGCUCUCCUCCUGUUGUGGGCCAGGCAUCUUGCUUGCGUGCACUCGGUGGUCGUAGUAGACCCCCGGUCCUCUUAUCUGGCACCCCCUGUCCGGGUGUUGGUACUUGCUGGGGGUCAUAUGGCGUUGUGGUGGUGGGUGGUCCCCUCUGCCCCGGGACUGUGUUGGAGCUAGAGCCCUCUUGCCACUGACCUGGGAUCCGUUGGGGCCCUUGGUCGUCCCUUUCGGGAAGUGGCGGUGAGUUGCGUAACGUGGCAUCUUUCCGCCGGUGUGGUCGACAUUUGCGGGGCAUGCCCCUGGUUGCUCCCAGUCCGGGAGGGCCUCUUUUGUGGGAGGUCGCUUUUUUUUGUUUUCUUUGUGCCCUGAGGUGGAGGCCCUGGUCUCCUCCCGUCAUAGACUUUUGUCUGUGAGGGUGGCGUGGGAUGGACUGUCGCUGCUUGCAGUUGCUUCAUCCACUUGCCCCAGAAGCGGUCGAAUAGUGCAUUGAUGGGGUCACCAGCAGAGUCGUAGGUGCCUGGGGUGGGAUCUGGUCGUUGUUGGUCUUGAUUUUUCUGGCUCUAUCAGUGCCGCCAUCUUGGAGGCCCUUACCACCGCGUUGCUUGAAAGGCUGGCGGGAACCGACGUUUGGUGUGGUGUGUGGGGUCUCCCUUCUGACAGGGAACGGGAUAACCCCCACCGGUCCAUGGGGGGUGGGGGGAGCGGUUUUCGUGUGCUUGAGGGCCUUUGAGUCGGGCGGGAAGGCGGCAGUCCUUCCCCCCUCACCUCCUCCGGUAGGCCCACGCCAGCCGUAGCGGUUCCUGGGCACGCCGGGUGUUGAUAUAGGUAUCGGUGUGUGCACAAGCGUUAUGUCAGUCCGAUAGUCUUGGUUAUUCGCCACUCUUGUCGUUGUGUCUCGAUUUUUCAAUGAGUUUGAGUCCAUAUGGCUGGAGCCCAUGUGAAGAGCGACCAGCCAGCUUGCUUGCUUGGCUCCGCCCCCACUAUGUUUAAUUUUAAUGAAAACAAGGAAGGGGAAAUGUUUACAAAAAAAAAAUUAUUCCCUCUUCCUGACUCUUACCUUUGGCCAAGGAGGGUGGGAUUUUUAUUCUUGGAGUGGAUGCUGGACAUGCUUCCUGUAACACUAUCAGGGCAGUUCAGCAGGCAUAAUGUUACUUUGUGCAGAAUCCGCCACAAGGUGCUACCCUGAUCAGUAUAACGGCCUGUAAACUCAGUGUGUCUGUCCUUAUCUGCUGGCAGAGGCUCUGCUCCUGGAGCCUCUGCCGAGUUCCUUCAGCCACAAAGACAGGCACACUGAAGGGUGGCCUAGUGGGGUCUUUGGGAAGGUCCCUUAGCUGUCCCUCAGUGUGACCUGCAUGGGGGAGAAGAUUUGUAGCAGCAGGGGCCUGCGGAGGGCUGCACAGGCCCCUUGCUGAGUGCAGGCAGGCUAGGGAGAUUGUUUAACUUCCCAGCUCAGCCAUUACUGCACUGCAGCAGGGGCGGGUCCAUGACAGAUUUAUUUAUUUAUUUAUAAAAUAUUUUACCAGCACGAGUGCUCAGUCUGCCCCUGAGUGGGGCAGAUGAAUACUUUAGUAGCUGUAUUCCAAACACUUAAUGUUCCUUUAAGUGGCUUCCUGAUACCUUUAUUCUCCGAGAGGACUUGUACAGCAGCAAUGACUACGCUGCAUUUAUUUUUGUUGUUGUUUUUUAAAAGAAACUUAAUUGAAGUCUUAAAUGCAAUCUAAUAACCAAGCGGAAGAAAAAAAUCAUCUCUCACCUCUUUGAAAACUCCUGCUCGGAGUGCUGGUACAGACCCUAAAUAUUUGUGGCUUAUUUUUCACAAGAUCAAAAAUGUAAAUGCAAGUUAGGGACAACCGAUGGGUUUCCGUAAAAAUAGCUUUUAUUGCAUGACCAAAAAUCUUUUAAUUUUGUCCUGUUCGGCCACAGAUUUGGAGGUUUGUAAAUUAUCCCUAAAAUACUUUAAAUAUUUGCUGCUUCAACAUUUAAAUUUUGUUUCUUGGAUUAGACACUCCUGGUAGGAGAUGGAGUUGCGUCUUUCACUGCCAGCAGUUGCUGAAGGUCUCAGAAGCUGGAAAGUUUCUAAACCAUCAGAGCUGGUUUGGAAUGUAACCUUUUUUGUUUUUUGAAAUAUUUCAAUAUUUUUUUUUUUUUUUUUACGUGUUUGUGUUUACAGUGCGUAUAGAACGGUCAUCGUAGCAAUUAAUGGAAACAUCCGGGCACCAUGACCGCUUUAUCUCAAUGAAGUUGUUAUGGUGCCUGGAAAUCCUGGGUGCUGUAUUAUCUUAAAGGGUUUACAAUUUACAAAUGGUUUAUCCGCAAAUUUUGUGAAAUCAGUGCCAAUACUGUGGAGUCCAAUGCUUCAAUGGAGAAGCCUCAGACUAAUGACACUUUUAAUUUAAAAAAAUAAACUAUAUAUUGACGCACUGGCGUACAUACCAGGAUCAUACCACGGAUCAAUUUUCGCACCGGGGCCCCAUGGGUCAUGUGUACGCCACUGUAUUGACGAAAUAGGUAUAUUAAUGCAACACAUAUACGAACCACAUUGUACAUUAACAAAGCAUUCAUAUAGAUGAGGUGUUGAGCUCCACAGUUUAACUGUAACAAAGGAUUAAUAGGACUCUACUAGCAUAGCAAUGAAAUCCCUUGUUAUAUCAAUAGUAAAUUUGUGUGAAAUUAACAUGAGAUAAGUAUUACAGUCUCAGCAAAAUAUGGGUUUAAUUUUAGGGCAAUCAGUGGUCAUCCUACAAGAUGUUGAAGAUACCAGCUGGCCAAAGUGACCAGCUGUAAAAUUUUAAUAUAAACACAGUAACCUAGAUUUAAUACAUUCUAGUUAAGAGAGAACAAAGUGGUAAAUGCCUGGCGUCUGUAUAUGCAGCAUUUGGCUUUGAAACGCUGCACAUACACCUCCAGCAUAUAUGGGGUUCAUCUUUGUAAUGCCACCUCCAGUGGAAUCAUGAGCCAGCCCAGAACAAAGUUCCAUCUGGCUAAUGUCAAUUUUGUACAAAGCUGGCAUAUGACACCAGCAUGCAGGGCAUGCCCUUCACCUCUCCAUCCUCCCUGACCUCCCUUCCUAUCUGGUGAGGGAGAGUGAUGUCAGCCAAGGAGGAUCGGGCUGAGUGGAGAACGAUGUUUGACACAACGAUGGAGCAUAGGUAAGGGAUAUUUGAUUAAUUUAUUAAGUUGGGGGGUGUCCACCUCAGAAAAGGUUACUCCAACCAAAACUAGUGUUUUCUGAAAACCGUGUUUUGGUUUUUUUUGUUUGUUUUUUUUUUUAGAUGUCAUAACACUUUAAGAUGAUGUUUGUAAUUCAAACUAAUGCUUUAGUAAGGUAUGCAAAUGAGUUUUAUUUAUAUAUAUAUAUAUAUUUUUUUUUUUUAUAUAUAAUAUAUAUAUAUAUAUAUAUAUAUAUAUAUAUAUAUAUAUAUAGUAAAAAUUUUUUUUUGUGUGUGUGUGUCUUGUUGAACGUAGUAUGACCAACACUUGUUUAUAUUUUUCUAGUUAUCUCUUCCCGAGACACAUCAUGGACCUAAAGAACAGAAUCUAGAUGUUUUUGACCAAACGGACCCCUGAAGAAAUGCAACUCUAUUGUUUACUUUGCAACUGUAUAUGAACUUACAACCGUUUUAUGACAAAGUAUAUAUUAUAAAAUAUGUAUAUAAAUAGAAUUGUUUUAUAUAUUGUUUUGUACACAGAAUGUAUGAACUUUUUAUAUAUAUAUGUGUGUGUGUAUAUAUAAAAAAAAUGUAAUCUCCCACAUUUGAAUUGAAUGUAUCACUCUGGUUCUCCGUCCACAGCUAUGCAGUUCUAAAUAAUAAAUAUUUACCCUCAUUUAACAAAGUAAA